Messenger RNA from Cinara cedri, 58770 nucleotides. Lineage: Eukaryota; Metazoa; Arthropoda; Insecta; Hemiptera; Aphididae. The record is from the annotation of a GenBank genome assembly.
AUUUUAUUUAUUCUUUUUACUUUUUUGACUCUUCCGGACUCCGGUAAGUUAUUAUAUAUCUUAGUUUAUUAUAAUUUGAAAAUUACGUGGAUUGUAUAGGAACAAAUAUUAUUAAUUUUUGAGAAAUGUUUCGACAUACUAUAAGUUUGAGUAAAAGAGAAAUUAAAAAAUGUUUGAUAUUUGAAAAUAUACCUUCAGGGUCAGAUUUAGAGACUUCUGAUGAAGAUCACGAUGAUUUCGGUAAAAACCUAGAUUUUAAUUUGUGUUCCGACAAUGAUGAACAUUAUUCAGACGAAAAUGAAAUUGAUUUCGCUCCUUUUACUUCUUCAAACUUAAAUUCCACUUCACUAAUCAAAAGACGUAAAUUAAAUUCAAAUAUUGACGAACUAGAUCAAUCUAGAAAUGCUACAUCAACUAUUUCAACUUAUUCACAAACACAUGUUCCAAAUAAAUUUGUACUUAUUCGUCCAAUAACCUCUAUAGAUGUACCAACUUGGUCUACAGAGUAUAAUUUUAUUUUACUAGAUAUAAUGUUUGAUGAUUCGCAAUCAGCUAUUUGUAAUGAAAUAAAAGAAAUGGUUGAUAUCACUCCUUUGGAAAUAUUUUUAAAACUUUUUCCAGAAGAUUUAUUAGAAUUAAUUUUUUUUUAAACAAACUUAUAUGCUAUUCAGCAAAAUACAAAAAGCUCGACUUUCAGUAGUAUCAUCAAAAAAACCAAUUGUUAUGAAAGUGUACGUUAUGAAUCUUCAGCACAUCAUCCAAUCAGAACAAUAUCAAGGUGUGCGAAUUGUAGCACAAAAAAAAAAAAAACCGUUUCGUUCAAUUUGGACUUUUUCUGUACGUAAAGUAAAUCAAGUACAUUUUCUAUGUAUGGGGAAAGAUUCGAAUUGCUUUCAAGAUUUGCAAAAACAAAAUAGUAUACAAAAAUUAAAAAAUAAAUAAUAUGCAAUUAAUGUAUUUACAAUUUUUAUUUUUAGAAGUUAUUUAUUUCAUUUUAUUAUUAUUCAAAAAAAGGACAAACGACAUUUUUUAUUAUGACAUAGUUUGAAUUAUAAUUUGGUAAUUAAAGUUAAUUUACUGUUUUUAUUUUAUUUGAAGUAGUUGCAAAACUAUUCGAUAACACUUUAUGAUAUACUGGACAAUUUUGUUAUUAUAUGCAUGGUGGUUAGCAUAGCAUAGCAAUUGCAAAUUUCAAGGUUAAAAAUUAACUAAGGAAUGUUUUAGUGCUAUGAUUAUUUGUUUUGGUAGGUAUCUAUAUUAAAUGUUAAGGAAACAAAAAAAAUAAAAAAAAAAAAAAAAUUGACGUGCAUCUAAGGUACCAUUUUCAUUUGCCGUCCAGUGCCGGAAAGAGUUAAAGGAGGUCAUUUUUUGGUUUUUUUUAGGAGAUUUUUCAUCAAAUGUGAAAAAACGAAAAAGAUCGGAAGAAAACAGGAAUAUGUAGGAAAUAAAUUAGUAAAAUAUUACCAUUUUUUUUCUUGGAUAACUUUUUUACCAGCAAUUUCGCUCCAAUUUACAAUAAUAACACUUUUUCUGAAAGUAAAUCUGACUGAGAAGGUAAUUUAUCUGUGUCAUUUUUCAAUUUUCUCAAGAGUUUCCCUGAUAAAUGUGAAUAAAAAGGAAAAACGGGAAAAUCGGUACAAUAUUAAAUAAUUAUUAUUAAAGAAAAUAUAUAUUGUCUAUUCAAUUAUUUUACCAUAAUAAUUUCCACGGAUUGAUAUAUAGGUAUUAAGAAAAAUGUUGGCCUCAGCUUCGCCCAAUUGAAGUAAAAGUUCUAGCGUUGCCACUGUUUCACCCUCUAAAAUUAGGGCGACAAAAAAAAAGAGUAAUACAACAUUUUAGAGCUACUCGUAUUUAUUCCUUAAAUGUUAAAAAAAAAUUUGUAAACGUUAUUCCCUCGACCCGUGUUCACUGGUGUCACAAUUGUUGUCUGAUAUUUUUAAAAAAGAGUACUUUCCAGCCAACAACAAUCAAAUUCACUAUAAUAUUAAUUGUUUUUUUUAUUAUCUGUGUCACCAAUCCGCCCCAAAAUCACAAAAAUAAUUCAAUGGUCGUAUCAAAACUACCAAAAUCCCUGCGCGAACAACCAAAAUUAUAUUCAAGCCGCUUCUUGUAUGAACUAUCCUUUAGGGGUUGCAGUGUGUCGAAGUACUGUCAUAGUACACAUAGUGUUCAGACUUUUACGUGCAAUAUAUUCAGUAGUGAAUCGCGCACAGAUAGAGACAUUUUCUUUUAUUAAUAUAGAAGACUGAUUAGUGUUUUUUUUUUUUGUAUAAGUAAACAACUUUUCUACUAAAAAUCUUGUUCAGAUGAUCAACUAUAGAGACGGUUUGUAGUGGAAAAAGUUGUCUUAUUGGUGCGUUAUUUGUCUUGGUAGUUUUCUUGAUAAAUGUAGAAAAACCAAUGUGUUUUUGUUGUAAUUCAAUAAAAAAUAAUCGUAUAAUCAUUAUAUAUUAGCAUUUUUGUGGUCUAAUGUUCAAAUCAUUAUGUCCGUAUUUGUGCUACUUAAAACCAUUUAAAAUUUUUGAGUUUUAUUUGAUUUUAUGUAGGUAUAAUUGUUUUGACCCGAAAAGAUUGCUCGACAAUUAUUGUUUUAUAAGCGUUUAAAAUUACAACAUUUUAUGAACGAAUUUUAUCUAACGUUAAUCGCGAAUAAACAGAUAAUAUAAUUAUAUAUUGUAAUUAUCGAUUAAAACAUUAAAACAUUAAAACAUUUUCGUAAAGUAUGGUACAGAUAAAAAAAAAAAAAAAAAUAGGUACACCUAUCUAAUGCUAAUUUAUAGUUAAUUACAUAUACCUGUUGGUAUUGAAAUCAUAAUAAAAUCGCUCUCACUAUCGACAAUUUAAUAUUAUGUCAAUAACAUAAUCGGCAAUGUCGCGUGUUAAAUAGCAAUGUUUCUAUCUCGUGGUUAUUAAAUUUAAUAUAAUAUAAUUAUAUUAUAUUACGAGUAUAUUUUACUUAAACGAAAGAAAAAUGUUUUAUUAUUAUCAAAAAUAACAAUUUAUUAAAAUAUUUAUACACGAUUAAAAAAUCACAAUAUUACAGUUAUACAGUUCUUAUUAAUCGUAUAAAUAAAAUAGUUGUCUACCGACACAUUUAUAAUAUUAUAUCGAUUUUAAAAUGAUGGUUUUUUGUUUUUUUUUUCGCACAAACAAAAAUUAUACUUUUAAAUUUCAGCAACAUUAAGCAAUAAACAUAAUAAUUUAUGAGACACUCUGAAUAAUAAUAGUAAAAAACGAGCGUAUACAACGUAAUGAAUUGAUCACAUAAUAGUAACCUGCAGCGUAUUAUUUUAAACGUUAUAAUUCGAAAUUAGGUAAAACAAUACAGGGUGAUUUUUUUAUUAUGAAUCAGCAUUAUUACCAGCUAUUUUAUUCAUACUAUACAUUAAUGCAUUAUGUAAUUUAAAAAUUGAUGGCAAAAUUAUGACCUACGCAGAUGAUACCUGUCUGUUAUUUUCCGAAAAAUCUUGGGGACGGGUAUACCUCAAAGCAACGAAAGGUCUAAAUUUAACAUGCAAAUUUAUAAGUGAACUGGGUUUAACUAUGAAUUCUGAUAAAACAACGUACAUUAAGUUAUCUAUAAAUAAAAUUACUAAUGAUGAACUCCCUUUAAUAAUUCAUAGUUGCAGAAUUGUAAACUAAUUAAUUAAAUAUCAAAAAUUCGUUAUAUUAGUGUAAUUAUCGAUUAUAAUCUGAGAUGGAACUUUCAUAUUUAAAAUUUAGUAAGGAAAUUUCAUUAUUUACUAUAUUGAUUCGUUUCUAUCUCGAUUUGAAACUGUUAUAAUUCAUAAAUGGUAAAUUUAAUAUUAGUGUUAUGCCUAUCAAAAUUUUUAGAAAAAUAUUCUCUAUUCAAAUUUGUGUUCAAAAGGCCCUCUCCUUAAUAAGACAUCACGGUCUUAUUUGAAAAUCACAAGUAUGCCCUUAUUUAAAGUAUAUGGAGUAGGGAUAAAAAUUAAAAAUGGUUUAAAAUAAAACUUAAACGAUUCCAUAAUGAUUAGAAAAAACAGAAAUCAAAUUCACUAAAAAUCUUCUGUAAUAAUUGCUGAUUCAUGAUAAAAAAAAAAUCACCCUGUAUAUUGUUCCAUUAUUAACUGCCUAUAUAAAUAAUUUUUAAAAUUUAAAAUACGCGUGGUGAAUUGAUAAUAAUGACAUAAAAUAAUUUAGAAGGUAUUAUUUGUUUUCUUAUUUUUUAAUAAAGUAAUAUUAUAUUAUAACUGUAAUAUUCUAUAUGCUGUUAAAUAUUUCGUUUGUUUCUGAUAAUAGAUAAGUACUCAUAAAGAUUAUUAGGUUGCAAAAUACACUUAUCAUAUAGUACGAUGUAAAUAAUUACGAAGAUAGUUGAUUCAGUCUCGGAUUAAGAGUUUAGUCUCGGUGUUUAAUGGGUUGUUAAGAAAAAAAAAAAUGAAGAAUUAUCUUCAUUAGAAUGGUUAAAUUAUAAUAAUAUACGUAUAAAAUUAGCUAAAGAAUAAUAAUUAAUAAAUAAUAUAAACUGCGUCUUUUAUUUUGCAAUAUUGUUCAUGAUAAUUAUUAUUCUAUUAACCGCAGCACUGCACAGCUGAGGAUAUAAACAUAUAUCUACCCAAUUGUAAAACUAUACCUAUACAGAACUGAAUAUUCAAUAUACAAUUAUAUAAUAUCAAAAAAAUGUUCCAGUCUAUUUCGAAAUAUAAAACUAGGUACUCAUCUAGUAUCUAUUCUAAUAAUGUACAAGUAACUAGAGCAAAAUUAAGAAAAAAGAAUAUCGAUACAUCGGUAUCAGUAAAUAUUUAGACAAUAGUAGAAAUGACCAAUCUGAACCUUAAAAGUCAUACUAGCAAUUAAAGAAACUGAGUUUUUGGCUUUUCUUGACCCAAGAUCCAGUUGUAGUAUAAUAUAGGUAGGUGUAGGUGAAUAUAAAAUUCGAUUUUUGGAAUAUUAAAUAUGAAUUAUAUACGAUAUAUUUUUUGAUUUUUUUUAUAGAGUUUCAAAGAACUCGAUUUUUAGAUUUUGAGCGGAGCGAGCAAUGUAUUGGUUUUACAAUGAUUUUUAUUUUUUUUAUGUGAACAUUUUUUUCACCAGAAAGCUUAUUCCGAUUAUCAAGUAUAAUACUUUUUCUGAAAGAAAAUAUUCUCUGAGUGGUACUUUAGAGAGGUAAUUUUUUGAAAUUCUCAUUAAUAUUCGAAAUAAUGAGAAAAACCUGGUACUUUAGGUUAAAAAUAUUGAAAGAUUAAAAAUAAAGUUGUCAUUGGUAACCGUUUUUAUUUAUUUUUUUAUUAUUAUUAAGUUUUUACUAUUUUAAAAUAUUUUUUUAAACAAUCGUUGUUAUGGAAAUGCACAUUACUAUAGACCAAGCUAUAUUAAAAUAAAAUAAAUUUCUUUUUCAAUACAUUCUUUUAACUAUUAAUCUUUAUAUUAUAUUUCUUUAAUCUAAACUUAAGCAUGACUUUUAACUGAACUCUGCUCAGAAUUGUUAUUUCAUUAGUAAUAGUUAAUCGUUGCUUACAGGUAUACAUUAAAUUAAUUUCUGUAUCCUAUUUUUCCAACUCCCCUCUUACACAAUGGCUGCACAAUCGUAUGAAGUGUAUCCGUCUCUUUUUUUUAUUGUCAAUAUGCUUUUCAAAAUAAAAACCAAGAAGGUUUUUUUUCUUUUUGCCAGUAUAACACAUGGGAAAAAUAUAAAAUUAUAUAUUAGUAUAGGUAUAAACUGCCAACAACACAACGCACAGUAAAAACAAAACAAACAAAAUUGUAAAAAUAAGAAUGUAUAUAAGAUCUAGAGGUGAAUUCAAUAUUUCCCGUAUGGUUCACAAUAAAAAAAUAUUAUGGAUUAUUUUGUAUGCCUCGAGUAUAUUCGUGUUUUACUUUGAUACAUUUUUUAGGAUACGUGUUUUAAUAUAAAAAUAAUAACAUGUGUGACGAGCUGCAAGAGAAUAGAUGAUUCGGAUAGUAAUAAUAAAAAUGAUUAAUUAUUUUUGUUUACGUGUGUAUUAUAAAAUUCUAUAAUAAAAACUAAGAAAAUAAUAUAAUAUUAUGGUCUUAUAAUUAAACCGCUCGUGUUAAGGUAGACUCUUAUGACGGCGUGUGUUGUUAUAAAUGUAUAAUAUUUAAUAAUAGGUGAUAUUAUAAUUUAUAAGUGACAUUAACUUUAUAAUAUACCCCCUAAAAGUAUUAUUAAUAUAAGAAUGCGAAAAUAUAUUAUUAGUUUUUAUUUCCUUCUAAUUCGUCAUGUAUAAUUCUGCAUUCUUAAAAACUUUUUUUUAUCAAACUCUUGUCUAUACAUAGGUAUUUUAUACUUCAUAAAGAGACACAAUAUUAAAAUAUUAUCAGUUUCAAUUAGUGGUGUAACAUCUAGAACUUUCGUUAAGAAUAGUUGUAUAGUAAAAAUGUUAAUUACGAUUCGUGAAUAAAUUGUUUGAAUGUUAUCCUGUUAUAACCGUUAACCAACGAGAAUUUAUAAAAGCCGAAUUAAAAAGUCAAUUUUUAUUCAAUAAACCAUCAAGCUUUUCCCCGUGUAAUUUAGCUAAAAUAUAAUAUAAUAGCAAAAUGAAAUUACUAUCUUAAACAAAUACUCAUAUAGUCGAUGUAUUUUUAAGCCAGUUGGGGAGGCGGAGGCAUAACCCCUAAUCUCUUCAUGCGUACGCUACUGAUUUCGACAACACACCCGCAGUUAGCACGAUGAUAGUAAUAAAUUCAUGAUGGGACACUUCCGAACAGUUUAUACUAUCGGCAUGUAGUUUUGGACAGUUUAAAUGUACUACGAAUAUUUUUUGUCUACGAUCGAUUACAUUUAUUCGGAUGUUUCGAAAAACUAUUAGAAUAUUAGUUUUCAAUAUAUGGUUUAGAUCGAAUGCGUUAACCAUAUCGGGUAGUUCGAUAGUAACUAUAUAUAAUAUUCGGUUGCGCCCGUCACUAUAAUAAUGGAUACUUAUACAUUAUAAUUUUCUCAAUUUAUUAAUAUUAUUUUUUUAAUUGAUUAACAUAAUAAUAAUAAUCAUCAUAUCACGCGCAUUACGUUUAUUUGUUUUUUUAGAUUAUUGUUCGAGAUGUGUGCGAUGCAUUCUCUCGGGUUUUUGUAUUAACGGUAUUUUAGUGUACAGCACCAUUACAAUACGAGCAACAGAUACAGUGUGUGCGGCGGUUUACCAUCAGUCAUGUGGUCAUCGGCGUGAAGAACUGUCGUGUCGUAUUUUCUCUCCCCGGUUAUUAUUAUUAUUACAUUAUCUUUACGUAUUUUAUCGCUUGAGGCAUUUAUUAUUAUUAAUUUUUUUUUUUUAUAUAUAUUUCGUUACGAAUUUAUAACUUAAUCUUUUUACAUUAAUAUUAUUUUUAUUAGGUAUAUGUAUGUAUGUAUACAUCGUUCAAGUAUACGCCCACCGUAAUAUUAAAGAUAAGUCAGAUACGCCUACGCGGUGAAAAUUUUACAACAAAGAUGGAUAACGAAAACGGAAGGAUUCCUUCAGACUCUCACGAGUACCAUCAUACUCUGGUAAGUCACUAUAAUAUAUUUUAUUAUGUACCAAGUCAUAUAAUAUUAUUAAAAUACGUACAGAGUUCAUAUUUCGGAUUUUUUCUCUCCUAUACACUUUCAAAUUAGGACCGUGUACCCGUACUUAAAAAAUAUACCUAAGAGAUAUUAUUUAAUUUGCCCGUAUGCUGUAUUGCACACAAACUGCACCUUAUAUGUACUUACAUCAUAUUAGGGGAGACUGGUAAGAUGUAUAUUAAAUUAUUAUUUGACAUAUUAUAUUAUGAAUCGUUAAAUUCGGAGAUGACACAUGUUUAAAUUUGAAAAAAUUUCAAGAAAGUCAAAACACUCCGUAAAACCCAGAGUUUUAGAAUAUUUCACACAAUUAUAUUAAACACUUGUAGGAUAGAUGAUAUCUAAUAAUAUACAUUAUAGUUAUUAACGUGAAAUUCGUUUUUAUUUUUGUUUCUUCAGAAAUAGGUAUUUAGUAUAAUUUUGUCUUUCUUGAAUAUUUUUAAAAUUUGAACAUAACUUGUCCUAUUUGCAUUUAGCGAUUUGUGUAUUGAAUUUUAUUUGUACAACGCGGGCGAUUAUACUUCUAUACAUCAUUAGGUUCGCAUAUUAUAAAUGUACAAAGAACGGAACAUAAUAACUGUAGAAAAUUGUAAUAUAAUGUAUAGAAGAUAAAUAAUAAUUUAUGUAUCGGUAGUUCGGUACUAUAAGUAGGUAUACCGAAAUGUGUAUAAUAUAAUAUGUUUAUAGUGCAUAUUUUAUAGUAUUAAAGUAAUAAUUACACAAGUUCAUUAAUCACUAUAAAUGAUACACAGAUAAUUUAUUAAAAACGAUACAUUUUCUGUAUGCAUAGAAAAUUUAUCCGCAGAAUAUAUUUUUAUUUUACAUAAAUUCAUUUUUUAUUUAUUUAUGAAUUUCGGCACCUAACUAAAUAAUAAAUACCUACAUUGUUACGUGCGCCAGUCACAAAUAAAUUUAAUUAUUUUUUCUGUCUAUACUAAAUCGUUGGUCUCAGUGAAGAAGGGCUUAAGUCAAUUAUGAAUAGUUUCCAAUACAAUCAAAUUAAAUUUUGAAACGCAUAUACCAUUAAAGGUACACUAAAUACACUAAUUUUGGAAAUAUAGGUACAUACACUUAUUUUAUUUAAAAUGAAAAAAUAAAAAGACAAAAGUUACAAAAUAAAAUAUUAUCUGCAUAAAAAAAAAUAUAUAUACCAAAAAUUGGCUUAAGUUCUUCUUUGUCCCAGGAUCAAAGAAAUAAUACAUUAUAUAGGUAUAUCAAAUAACCUUUUUCCCUUCAUUAAUAAAUUGUCAGUAAUUAUAACCGGCUCUCAUCGCGUAUAUACUAAAAAUAGGUAAUAAGACAUACAAUGAAAUACGAUUUACAAUGAAAUAGUCUCAAGCCAAAAUAAUAUCACCACGGGCCAAACUGCACGGAUUUUUUAAUACGCGAAUGUAUACAAUACUAUUGCAGUAUUCUGCGUAGUUAUAUUAUAAUAAUAAAGUUUAAAAAACGCUGCGCCUGCAAACUCGACUGAUAUGUUGUUUUCCUUUUUUAAUACUUCCAUAACGAUUUUUUUUCUUUUUUGUAAAAUAUCUACGCGUCUUUAAAUAUGAUGUAAUUAAUGCAUUUGGGUAAAAUUAUUUGUGAUCCACCGGAAAACUUUUUCACGGCAAGUAUUUGAAGUGUUUAAUAUAUCUAUAUCAUCUUCACGUAUUAAUUUUUCCGUGGAAACUGUAGCGUACAUAUUAUGUAGUUUUUAUUUAAUAAUAUAAAAACUAAAAAUUAAUACUUGUAAAUGAGUUAACACGUUUUUUAUUUUAUACAUAAUAUUACUUAUAUAUUGUACAAGUAAGUAAGUAUUUUUUGAAUUAAUAUUUUUAAAGUACAAUUCAAUUAUUGUUUGUAUCGAUUGUGGAAAGGUCAUCUGACGUAACCCUUUUAUCCAUUGGAAAUGAUGUUUUAAUCUUUUAUGAUAAAAAAAAUAUCGAAAACACAAUUUAAUUUCAAUUAAUAUGACUCAAUAAAUAAUUUUUUCCCACAAAAAAUUUUACUUUUUUUCAUAAAAGAUCAGUCGUUAUCGUAACCCUCAUCCAAAAAAAUGUUCAAAUUAUAUUAAGCCUGGUAAAAUACUGUAAUCUUCAAUUUCCUUCAUUUCUGUAGCGGCCAUUGUUUCUUGUCAUAACUUCUAUAAUUUUUUCAAUGGAUAAUUUUAUGUCCGGUUUUGUCAUCAUUUUAGGUUCAGUCGAUUUAAUUAUUAUAUUUUUCAGAUAUAUUUUCAAGUGUUCGAAGUGGUGUGUUUUAACACCUAAAACAUUUCCCUUAGGCCAGUGGCGGCGUGAACUUUUUUAUUUCAUGAGGCAAACAUAGAUGUUGGAGGCUGACUACCACCACCUAAGUGUUAAUAUUAAUUAUUAGAGAGAUUCGUGAGGACAAAGCCCCCACAGACCACCCGUCCCCUCUUCCUUAAUUUACCGUUACACAACUAUAUGCUUUAAGUCAUGAUGAUGAUAUAUAUUUUAUAUUUAUUAAAAAUUAAUAAAAUUGAAUUUUGCAUAUGUUUAUUUUAAUAAUAAAUUAUAUAUUGUAUUAUUUUGCUAUCGGCCAAUACGAGAGAACACUGGACUAUAAUGACCAAAAUAUCAAGCAAUGUAGAACAUGUGACAUUUAAUCGACAGAGUUUAUAACUCUGUGGAUUUUUUUUUUUAAUUUAUUUAUGCAAUUAACAAAUAAUUUAUUUUAUUUUAUUUUUUUCAUAAAAAAUAUGGUUUAUUGAAAUAUUUGCUGGUUACCAUUAACAAUGGAAAUUAAUACAUAAAAUUCAAAGUAAAUUAGCGAAAUAUAAUUAACUUAACAUUAAUAUAUAUACAUACUUUAUAUUAAUAACAAUAAACCUUUAUUUAAAUAAUAAAAUAUUAAGUAUCGAGUAUCAGUUAGCAAUUUUUUUUUUUUUAUUCAUUUAAUUCAUUUUUUUUAGCCGGGGGGUACCACCACCCAAUUGAUCAUGAGGUCAUUGUCUCAUGAAAUACCCUGUCACGCCGCUACUGCCCUUGGCUAUACGCCUGCCUUAAAUAGUUUUGAUGGCUAUGGCUAUUUUUAUACUAUACCGAAUAUUAUUGCUGUGUGACAAUUUUUUUUCUGGUAGACAGGUAGACUAAUAAUUAUUUUGCACAAGUUUAUUCUAAAUUGAAUUUUUUUUUUCUUUUGUUAAGAUUGAUAUUUAGAAAAUAUUUACCGGUCAUAUGGAUUAGUUAUUUUUAAUUUAUAAAAAUACAAUCAUGGUACAGUUUUUAUAAUUUUUUUUUUGGAAUAGGUACACAAAUUUGAAAUUAAAAUCGAAUUUUGAGAUUUAUACAAUAAAAACACAAUGUAUAGUGUAUUUACGUGUAGUUCAUUUAUAAUAGUUCAUCUGAUCAGUAAUAAUAUUAUAUAUUUUUUUUCCAGUUCUAGAAUUGGGGGAAAAAUGAGGAGAAAAGCUUGAUUUAGUUUAGAAACCUUCGUUUCAUAUAUAGGUACAUGUAGAUAAAUGUCACAGUGUCACAGUAACCCGAGGGGAAUUUCGCAUACACCCUACACAAGAAGGAGAAAAUUAAGUAAUUAAUUUCACAAUGAAAACAUGUAUUAUACACCUGGGUAAUUUUCGUUUUCGUCAAAAAAGUUUUGAAACCGAUAGUUUUUAUUUUUAUUGGUAAAAUGUAUAACAUUUAGUUUAACCUAUUGUGUAAUGUGAUCUAUUGUUACAAUUAAAUAUCGUUUAAUCGAUAAUUUAAUGAUAAUAAUAUAGUAAAAAUUGCGAAAUGCAAACAAAUAUUAGAGAUUAAAAGAGAUUAAAAACUCUGCAGAAGAAGCAAUUAUAAAAAAAAUCUAAUGAAAUUAGUAGAUACACUUUUGUUAAAACGGUUUCAUUUAACUAUAUGAUUUUUUAAACUUUUAUUACGAUAUUAAUUAUAAUUAUUGACUGUAACGACUUAUAUUAUUAUUGCUAUACUUAACGAUUUAUUAUUAUUAUCACUUGUAUUAGGUUUAUUUUACUAUAACUUUUUUAAAUAUUCAAAUAUAAUGGAUAUUAUGUGAUUUUAACAAAACUAAUUUAAUUGUUUUAUUAUUGACUUAAUUACUGUAAUACAUUUUAUUAUUAGUAAUAUAUGGUAUAUGAUAGUCCCCAAACAAUUUGGCGGAAACGCUUCUUUACAAAAUAUAUUGGGUUGGAAACGGGAUAAAAGUACCAUUUUUGUUUUUGGUGGAAAAGGGUUAUGCCCAUUACCCGUACACCUUGCUAUUAACAACAAUAUUAACAAUGUUACUAAAUUUACUUUGUUAAACAAAAAAAAAACUCUUAGUAUUGAUAAGAAAAAUAAGGUUUUGGGUCUGGGAAAGUCGAUCGAAAAAUAGGAAAAUUGACUGUAUAUAAUGACCGAUUCGUAACUGUAAGAGCAUAUGAAUAUUAGUUGUACGAAAUGUUUUUUGAUGUUUUGAUAUUUUUUUCAUAGAUAUAAAGGCUAGAGAUCAUUAACCGAUUUUUAAUUUUGAAUAAAAAAUAAACAUUUGUGUUUUAUAAAUAUAAACAGAUGCUUCGACUAAAACCGUUAUUAGCGUUCUUGAGUUAAUCAAAUGAAGUGGUACGUUAAAAUGAAUGAAAAAAUUAUUGUGAACUCUGUCCACUGGAACCCCCUCCCCUAAUUCGAGCUCUGAUUUUAUAAUAUAAUUAUUGCCGAUACUUGAUAAAUUUAAAAUAGUAAAAGUCACCGUAUACGAUUCAUGAUAAUGUGUGUUUAUAACCUGCAAGGUUGUGAAGUAUUUCAAAUACUUUAGUAACCUAAAUACUUGUUUAAAACGUUUUAAAAAAGUCCUUUUGUUAAUGUAUACAUAUAUGUUUAAAAUGAUCAAAAAUAAAAUAACUGAUAUGUUCAGAAGAAUGGAGAUAUUUAUGCAUAGUUACUAUUCAUUUUUAAAAUAUAAAUCAAAAUUCAUAUUAUAAGAUACUUUUUAUAAUGCAAUUUUAUUUAUAAUUAAUCAUUAUUAUAAUAUAUCUAUAAAAAAUAAUGUUUAAAAAAAACAAAAUACUGUUUUUUUUUUUUUUAAUAUGUACAUCUCACCCUGUAUAUAACAUUAAAUUCGGUUUAUAAACUUGUAGGAAUGAUGAUAUUAUUACUGCAGUAGUUUUACGAGUAGCACAAUACGCGUGCAAAUUUGAUGGUUUGUUUAUACUUACUUAAUCAAUUAUCUUUGGCCUGUCGUCGUAGUGGUUAAUGUUAAUGUUGUUUGACUAGAUUAUUGGUAUUAUUAUAUCAUCAGAAUAGUAUAUAGUAGAAGUAGUAUAUAGCAUAAUCUUAGUGGAAAAAAACUGGUGGUUUUUCAGAAAAUGUACAGAUUACUGAUAAUUAUUUAUAAUACGUGUAUGAUUUCUAUUAGAAUGUGAAAAAUAUAUUUUAUUCUUAGAAAAAUGAAAAACAUGAAAUCUAUACAUAUAUGCAUAUAGGUUACAAUUACAAUAUUUUAGUAUCAUAUAAGAUGUAACCGUACCAUACAUUGUUCCAUAUUUCCUAUGACAUCUUAAAAACAUAUUUUUAUAAUAUGGGAGAAAUAUAUGUGUUCGCUAUAUGAUUUCUUACAAUAUUUCCAAGAACACAUAAAACACAUAUGACUACACUAUUUAUAUGUUUUGAAUGCUGUGUAGUGUGUGGGUAGGUACAUAUAGAGUUGUUUAAAAUUAAAAUCGGUUAUACAUAGUGAUAUUGAAAAAUCAAAAAAGUGUCUCAAAAAAAAAUAAAUAAAUAAAUAAAUAAAAUAAAAUGAUCGUCAUUUAAUUGUUCGUUAAUUUGUAUACGUGUAUACAUUACAUAGGCAUAAUUCGAAUAAAAAUAGUUUUAAAUUCGUUAUACCAGAUAGAUAUAAUUAAUAAACAUAUAUAGGCACCUGCCUCUUUAUGUGUAUAAUUAACAGAGAAAAAGAAUUAAUUCGAUGUUUUUUUCGUUUUUGUAUAACUCGAACAAAGCAACAGAUUCGGUGAAUCGUAACUGAACAUACAUACUAUAUAUUAUAAUGUUAAAAUUAAAAUGCAUAUUUAAUUUUCAUUACUAGGCACCUGUAUUUGUAUAUUUAUUUAUUAAAUCAUGUUCCCAUAACAUAGCAGAUAACAUCACAGCGAUGAUGUUCACGUCAAUUAAAUGUGUUCAAAAAGUUUAAGCCGUCGAAUUUGUAUAGAUACGAGAUCUCAGCUAUAUAGUGUAAUAAAUAACUGUUAAUAAUUUUAGAGUUUUUUUCAGACAGACAAUAUUAUAAUAUCAAUUUUGAUUAUUUUCUUUAAUUUCUAUUACUAUUAAUACAUUUCUUUAUCAAUGUUAUUAUUUCUUGUUUUAGUUGCGAUUAAUUUCUACAUCUGUCGACUGCAACUAUAACGUCAUUCUAUAGUAGACUCAGCUAUGCUAGAGUUUUACAGUAGAUUUCCUAUGUUUUACUAUACUAAUAAAUAAAAAACAUACAUACACAACCAGGCAUACAUUUUUUUUCUGAAAUAGUUAUCUAAAACAGUUACUGUUCAGCACGUCUCAAGCUGUGGUUACAACGUACAUUCUUUAUCAAAAAUUAUAUUAUACAAUAUUGCAAAAGGGUACAUUUUACAUUAAUUUUACCCAGAAUUACUCUAUGAUGUUUUAUACUUCAUAAAUAUUUAAGAGGUUGAUUACAUUUUUUUUUGUGUAGAAACGGCUAUUUAUAAAACAAUUUUAUAUACAGCUUUUAGAUGGUCUUGACAAUUCAAAUGCUCGUGAAUAGUUACUGUCACCCGAUAGUUGGUGGCAAAUGCCAGUUGUCUAUGUGAGCGCGCUCUUAUUUAGUACAGGAUCGCUGGCAAUUGAAAUUUGUCGGUGUAAUAAGACUCUAAAACCAUUAGGUGUUUAUCUACCGAUAAUGUUGUAAAAUUAGAAAUACAAACGGAGCUUUAAUAAAAAUAUUAUAAUUCUUAAUAAUUCCACUUAGGUACGAGUAUGCAGUAUCGUUUAUCGAAUUUGUUUGUUAUCGUGUUUGAAAUUAAAACAAUUGGCACUUGUAUUAUACCAAAAUACUCGUAUCCAUACAAUAUUAUUGACCUAUCUAUACAUAAAACAGUGACGUAUUAAAUGUAUAAUGAAUAUUUGUUUUUAUGGUUUAAAAUUAAUAAUAUUAAUACGUUAUAAUAAUGAGCAGUUAAUGGUUUGACCAUUUGAUCCCAUUGAUAAAUGUGCGUAAAAAUUCAACAAAUUCAUGUUUGUUUAUAUGAUUGCUGUACAAUAAUUUUUAUAAUUUUUUUAAUGAUAAAACAAGAACUUUUGAUUCUAAAUGUAGAGAAAAAGGUAUUCAUUUUACUAAGUACCUAUGUGUUUUUUUCCACAAAAAUCAUUUGUUCAUGUUUAAUUUAAAAUAUGCAAAAUAUCUGCUUAGUGGUACUUUAUUUGAAACAUUAAUCGAACAUUUUAACGGUUUUACAGUUUCAUCCCUUUUUUUAUCAGAAAAAACCUUUUCUGUGAUUAAGAUUCCAAAUUAUUCGCAUUGUAUUUUAAGAGGUUAAAUAUGCGUAUUUUUUGACCGAUAGUGCUUUAUUCGAAUAGAAUGUCUUAAUUCCCAACAGUUUUUCAAAUGUAUUGAUAUAAUUAGUCACUUAGCAAUAAAAAAAAGAUGAAUAUACCUACUUCGCACGUUGGGUGGACCAUUGUCGUAGAUGAGAAGUUUUUGAGAAAAAUUUGGGAAGGUAAGAUACAGAGAAGAAUUUAACGUUCAUCUGUAUGCAUCGAUUAAUAAUUGCUAACGAAAAACGAUUCUAAAGGUAAUUCUGUUAUACAUGUUUUAUAAGGCCAUAAUAUUUACGAUUUUCGUAAAAAUUUGAUAUUUAAAUUCUUAUUAAAAAAAUAAAUAAAUAAAUACUACGUUAAAUUCAAUUUUUUCUUAUUGACCACCAAGUACAAUUUAUAAUGAACCUCCCGUUAAAUUUUCAUGCACUCAUGUUAAGUCUUAACAAUUUUAUCCACCAAUAACACUACCACAUAAAAAUUACGUACAAAACUCUUAAAAUUUAUAUGUCUAUAAAUGGCUCAAAAAUGGCUCAAAUUUAGGUUUUCUGUCCAAAUUUCAAGUCUCUAUGAAUAUUUUGAAAUGAAUUACAAAAAUAAAGUUUUUUCUCGGGUUUUUUCAAUUAAUUUGAAAACUGCUUGGAAAAUCAAAAUCUAUAUACUAAACGACCAAUAAGAUAAAACGCUUUUUCAGCUACACUACUUGAUACAUCGAAGUAAGAUUUCUAGUAGAAUUUUUUUACACAGUAUAGAAAAAAUAAAAAAAAACAUCAUUGUAAAACCAAUAUAUUCCUCGCUCCACUCAGAAUCUAAAAUAACUGAUACUGAUGACGUGUGUGCCAUUUUUGUAGGUGAUAAGUUGGGAAGUUUAUAAGAUACAUAAACUAAUUUAACUUAUAACUAUAAAAAGGGUAAAACCAUUGAAAACAAAAUUCGAUUUUGAAGUAAAUUCGGAUUAUGCAUGUUUUUAAAUGCUAUAAUUUUUACAGUUUUCAUCAAAAUUUGAUCUUAAAACUCAUAUGAAAAAAAAACUAGUUAGAAAAACAGAACAAGACUCUUACUAAUAAACUAGAUCUUAAACAAAAAAGGUCUUUUGUUAUUUUUCGAUUGGAACAAGAUUUCUUGUAAUUAGAAAGUAUAAAUCGUAAAAUUUAAAUUAAUAAAAUUGUAUGCCGUAAAUUUAUUUGGUUUCAUUUUACGUAUAUUUGCCAAUUAUUAUGAAAACCAUUUAGAAAAUCAAAAAAUAACAUCUCUAAUGAACCGACUAGAUCCAAAAUGCAACAAAAAAGUCUCUUAUGAUUUGAUUGGAGCAGGAUUUCUGGUAGAAAAGUUAUCAAAGAUAAAAAAAAUGAAUCAUUAUAAAACCAAUAGAUCCCUUGUUACACUCAGAAACUAAAACAAAAAAUGUUGAGACAUCGGUUUAAUUUUUGUUGAUUUCUGUGAUACCUUGGCCACGAGGAAACAAGACUCAUUAUACUUAUUUUCUUUUCAGAUUUGUCUUAUCGUUGUAUACAUUAUUAUUUAAAUACUAUAAACUAAAUUAUCUUGUAUAUUCUACCUUUUAAACUACCCACUAAUAAAAGUGAACAGUAUCAAUUUUUUUUAAUAUUAAGUACAUAUAGGUAGUAUACUAAAUUUUAUUAAUUAGUAUGUUGUAUAAAAAUUUAAAUUGAUGUUUAUUUGACUAAGAUAAUUUUGUUGGUUUUAAUACCUACUAAAUAAGUAUGUAUUUCAAAUAGAAUCGCAUACAAGUUUUAUUUAAAAAAAACGUAAUGUAAUAAAAUACUUCAGCUUUUUUAUCUUGUAUAUUUGUAUACAAUAUACUUCCUUGAUGUUUAUAUCGAAUUUCUAAGCAUUUCUACAUGCUAAUGUAAUUUUGGACAGCACGCAAAUGGCUCGCAUGGUUAGAGGAUGAUUUAUAUGUAGAACAAAAAAUAUAAAAUCGUUUAAAAUCACGACGUAGCGUAGUAUUUGUAAACAUUACUAUAAGUCAUAAAGGUACAGAAUGAUUUUUUUUAUCGCGAACCGGCUAUUAUGUUUAUUAUGUAUAUUUUGAGCAAGUUCAUUUUAUUUUUGUUUUUAUCAAUCAUUAUAAAAUAUAGAAAAUCUUUUAAUUGUCUUUUUUUAAAUAUUUUCAAAAUGUUACUUUUAUUCCGUAUAGGUACUAUAAAUACUAAUAUAAUAAUGUAAUACAUUAUAUUUAUCAUAAUUUAUUAUGAAUUUAUGAUGUAAAUUCUUUUAUAUUUCUAAAGAUUUAAGAUAUAUUCUUGAUAAACAUAAACUUAGAUUUGUUUAUAUUUCCUUAGUCAAUUGUCAGUUGCAUUUGGUAUUGAGAUAUGGGGGAGGAGGGGUGCCUAUGAUAUCUAUUUGAACAAAUUAAAAUUGACUAUAAAUAAAAUUAUUAAAUUUAUCUUAAAAGUUCCUAUUUUUACUUGUACUCAAUUUAUUUAUAACGAGUUAAAUGUCUUAAACUUUGAUAAGCUUCUCAACAAAUGUACUAUUAAGUUUUAAGCAUAACAUUUAUUUAUUAUCUUGUAAUCAUAAUUUUAAUACCAGAUAUAGGAAUAAUAUAAAUACGAUUAUUCCUAAUUGUAAAAAACAAUUUGGAGAUAAAAGUUGCUUAAAUCGAACAAUUUCACUUUGUAGGCAAAUGGAAAUAAAUAUUAGUCAGUUCACUGACUAUAAGCAUUUUAAAUAUUCUAAAAUGAAGAAGAUAAAUUUAGGGUUAUUUUACCGAAUUGUAAUGUAAUAUUAUUUUUGUAUUAAUUAUGUCUUUAUAGAUAUUGUUUAUGUAUCUAUUUUAUGAACUCAACACCUUCAACUUAAACAUUUGCUUAAAGAAAGUGUGCAAACAAUUUUAAUUAAUGUUAUAUAAUUAAAGUAUGUAACUGUAUGAUUGUAAAUAUAUGUAAAUAUAUAAAUACCAACUAUUGAUUUUCAAAUAGUUACUCAUAUUUUUAAACUCAGGAUCGAAAUGAGAUUACUUUUCUAAAAUUUCUUAAUACAAUGUUAUCCAUAACAUGAAUUUCUGAUGUACCUUUUAUGAGGUAUUUUUUAGAGUUUAAAAUGUACACUGGAAUAAUGGAGGAGAUGAGAAUACCUUUACGUUCAUUUCCAUGUUUUGGCAAUCCUAAUAUCAGUCUUAACAAAGUUAAGUUCUGUUAUGCAUAUUUUAAAAUGGAUUACGCUCAAUUGUAUUUUAUUUUAUUUUUGAUCGGUAAGUAUUUAAAGCAUUUCUGUUCAGUCGAAACAAUUUUAUCCACGUAAAACUAAUAUAGCUCAAAAAUGUCAAAAGCCUAUAAAUAACUCAAAAAUUGCAGGAAUGAUUUGAACAUUUUAUCUCGUUUAGAAAAGGCCAAUAAAUGUAAUGCUUGAAUAUGGCAGCUCUCUAUAGUUAUUUUCAAACUUAUUACAACUUUUUUCCAUAAACUUUUCUGGUAUUUCCCAAUUAUUAAGAAAAUUACAAAACCAAAAAUCCACUUUCUCAAUGUAUCAACGAAAUCCAAAAUUCUUAUAAAAAGCUCUCUUGUAAUUUUUUUAUUGGAGCAGAAUUUCUUGUGGAAAAGUUGUUUACUGGCAGAAAAAAAACCAAAGACAUACGUUAUUGUAGCUAAAACAUUCCUUGCUGUACUCAGAAUCUAAAACGUUUACCUAGAUAUUUUAUGUGUUUACUUUUCAGUUUUCAACUACAGGUAGCCAAGUACCCAUAAUUAAAUAUUUUUAAUAUUAACUAUAAUGUAUAUCGUGUAUAUAUUCUUUAUAGUAUUUGUUGUUGAAUUAUUGUAGCUUUGGCGAAGUUACAUAAAAUAAAACUUGCGAUAAAUAAAUUGAAUAUCUACUAAAAAGUGUGUAUAGGUACCUAAACAGUUUAAAUAUUUCAAUAUAAUAAGCUACUAAGCAUAUCUAUACUGUAAUAUAAUAAAUUAGGUAAUAGGAUAGAUAGCUAGGCAUACUUAUACACUUUACCUACAUUAAUUGUAUGGCUUAUACAAUUAAGAAAUUCUAAAUAUUCCAUUAUUAUUUUAUUAAAUCUACCUAAUACGAAUAUAUGAUCUUUUCACGUAGGUAAUAUAAUACUGCAGACGCACAAAAUUAAUAUUAGAAAUAUCCAUUUACUCUUUUUUCAGUACAAAUUGAUUUAUAAAAAUAGUAUAACAUUGUUAAUUUAGUUGAUAUCUUAUUAUCAUUAUUUAGACCUUUAUGUUUUUUUUGCAAUAGUUCAAAACAGACAAAAAUAUAAUAAAAUACUAUACUAUAAUACGAGUAUUAUAUCGUCCAGCCGUCUAAGCAAUACAAUACAAUUGAACUGGAUACAUUUGUGUGGUUGUGUGAUAAAUUAUAAAUAAUUAACAGUGUGUGUUUGCAAUACAUAAAAUUGAGUUUAAUAUAAUGUUGUCUAGUACUUAUAUUGAAAUGUGUCAUCAGACCAAAAUUUUGUUAUAACUAAACAAUAAUGGUAAUCUUGAUAGUUUAUAUAUACAAAUGUUGAUAAAUUUAAAAUUAAAUUAAUUGUUUACAUAUUUUAAAUGCGUGUAGGUAAAGUUCAAAGUUUAGAAUAUUUUAAAGAAAAUAAAACAGUUCUCAAAAUAAAAAACUAACCAAUUAACUUGACUAUAGUUUAGUUUCAUUGUAUAAAUGCGACUUAAUUCAACACAUUUUGAUAAGCAUUGAUUUAAUAAGUUACCUGUUCAAAAAUAAACGAUUGAGUCUAUGUUUUUUCUUUUUGAAAUUUGAAUCUAUUAUGUAUUCUUGUUAUAAGGUAUACCUAUAAUUGCGUAAAUGUAUAAUAUAUAAAUAAUGGCCCUAAAAAUAAUUUUUGAUUGUUUUAACAUUUAUUAUGUCUGGUAAAAAAACUAACUUUCUUCUAACCAAGUUAUGUAGAUAUAUUUUUUUUAUUUAUAAUUCUCAACUUCACAAGUUGAAUUUUAUUUUUUGUUGAUUGUUAACUGAAGACUUUGAAAUAGAUAUUUUAAAUACCUAUACUUUUAUUUUUGUAAUUUGUGACAUUGUGACUGCGACAAGUUAGCAGAUUGGAUAUACCUAUACAAUACUGGAAAUCCGUGUUGAAAUAGUUCUUAUUGUUUUUAGUUUAUGAGGUUAUAAUAAUUAUUAAUUAAAAUGUAUAGUAGUUUAUAUAUUUUUGUUCUACUUAUUAAGCGUGUUAGCUGUACAUGCGGUUUACUAUAGUUAUAUGUAAAUUUUGCAACAUCCAAAAUUGAAAUUUGUUAAUAAUAUAGCUGAUUUCAUUAUUGUUAACCUUUUUUUUUUUUUACAAGAACUAAACAGCUUUAAGACUACCGUAGAAAUUUGUAUUAUUUAGACGUUAUAGAUAUUAUCAAACAGUCAAUAUUUGUAGUAUUAGGCGCCUAAUUAAUAUUUAUAAUAUAUUUAGUUUGACUGUUAAAUUAAACAAUACAUUAUAAAUUGUUUUAAUAAUAUUAGUAUAAGUAACCUUGUAAAAGUACCGUAACGUCCGUAAUUAUAUGUCGAAUAGGUAACAAGUAAAACGAUGCUUUCUUAGUUUAUUUGUAUGACAAUCGUACAAUUCAGUAGUUGAUUUCUAACUCAAAAAAAAAAAAAAAAAUUACUAGAACAAAAUAUGUAUAUUAUAAUAUUAAUUGCGACUGAAACCAGUUGGUUUUUCAAACAUCUUGUUACCUUUUAUUGUGUUUUUUGCGCUUGGCGAAUACGAUAUAUUUCUAUGAUUGACAACACGAGGUUGUAUAAAUACCUUACAUAAAACUAAUUGUAAGCAUCUGCUUAACUUAAAUCAAUAACGAUGAAAGUAUUUUUUUGACAACAUUUAUCAACUACCACUAUUGGUAAAUAGUCUAUAAAAACAUAUAAGAAAUAGUAUAUAGGAAGUAAUAGAUACAAAUGGAACAGGAAAGGUUCUCAAAAAUUCUGUUUUUUUUUUCUAGUAUUUUCUAGUAUUUUAAAUAUAUUUCAGUAUUAUUUUUCCUUUUUGUUUUCACUUCUGUUUUCACUACAUCUCAUGCUAAAAACGGGAUGAAUAGUGAUGAAAAAAGUGACAAAAUGGGAAAUUUUAUUUAAAUUCAACUUUUGAAAUUUUAUUAAGAAUAUUUUGUUUGAAUAAUUUAAUAAUUUUCAUCUAUAUUUAAUUUAUAGACUUUCUAAUGUUGUUGAAAUUAAAUUUAAACAUCAUUAAGUCGUUAUGUACAGAUAUAAAUUAGAUUGCUCUAAUAUACAUAUCCCUAAUGGCAAUAUUACUCUACCGGAGGAUUACCAACUAAUUAUUUAUGGUCGUCAAAAACGAGGGUCACCGCUUAUAAAAUAUAUAUUUAAGGAUCGCUAAAAAAUUUAAUACCUAUUUAUUUAGGAGGUUGUGACAGUAAAAAGGUUGAAAAACAUUGCCCUAUAGUAUAUACUUAUUCUACCUUUCCAACUUUCCACCCACAAGUAUUACACUUAUCAGCAGUAUUUUAUUUUUCAAUUAUGUUUUUAUUAUAUUAUUAUUUUGCUUUUAAAAAAUACUAUUCUGUUGAUCAUCAUAAAAUAUAUAGUGAACCUAUAAAUGUAUAAUCUACUCGUAUAUGGUUAAGAAACUCUUAAGCCGGGUUCACACUACACCGUGACGUGAAGUGUGGUGCUUUUAUAAUCACGUAUGUUCGUGCCGUGCGUUUUCCAAAAUAUACAAUACCAACGAUACCAAUGAUUGUUAUUAAUUAUAAGAAUAUUGUCCUUGAUAAUGAUAAUAUUAAUACAUUAAUGAAUUUUAAAUAAAAAAACAAAAUCUGCAUUUCAUAAAUAGAUUUAUUAUUAAUAUAUAAAACGUAUUAUUACAAUGUCAGCAGCAUUCAAAUAGAAAGGGUAUAAGAACAACAAUGAUUUACAUGAAUAUAAUACAAAAUUAUACCAAAGAAAAAUUUGCAUUAUAUGAUUAGUAACGAAUCUUGUAGACGAAUAUUUUGAUGCUAAAAAAAAUAGUAAUUAAUUAAUUUAAAAUAUUAAAAUAUUAAUAUAGAAUAUUUGAUUUAAUAAAAUAAAACAGUACAAUAUUAUCCACUCUCAUUCAUUUCCCGAACUCCAUAUAUUUUUUCAUAGCUAUUUCGAGCCAAUAAAAAAUUGUAUCUGAUUAUAAAAUUUUACCAUUUCUUUUUAGUUAUUGUUUUUCUGCAAAUAAAUGUAACCAUACGGUCAAAAGUUGGAUAUAUUCAACCUUGCGGUAUCGUUUGAUUAUUGUGGUAUCGUGUGAUAAAUUAACGAUGUACCACUUGGUAUAUUUGAACCACGUGAUUCAGUUAAUCAGAGAAAAUGAUUUUAUACAACACGACACGACAUGAUGUAGUGUGAACCCGCCUUUAAGUGUAAAAUACAACUGGUAUACGUGUAAGACUAACUUGAGUUAAACCGGAAUUUUUACCGCGUCAUUUGAUCGGAGAUUGAUACGAGUAGAUAUCGAUUAAUGCGGAAGAAAAAUAUUAUUGUAAUAUUUAUUAUAAUAUUUAUUGCCGAUGUAUGAGGAAAGUCUCAUACGUUGGAUAUUCGUUUUUAGUCAUACAAUUAAAACGUAUUAUGAAGAAUUUUAAAAUUAUAUAAUAAUUUAUUUUUUAAAUACGUGCUUUCAUGAAAUUAAUUUUGUUUAUUUUACGAAAAGACUAAUAAAUAAGGUUGACAAUUAAUUAAUUGUCUAAUUACUCCAACUCAAUCCACAGCUAUAACUUACGAAGAUAAAUGUGAGCUAUUUGCGGACACUCUAAGUAGUACAUUUAAUCCUAAUGACGUAAAACAUUGGCCAACCUGCAAAUUAGUGAAAAACAGUCAAUUACUGGAAGAUUUUAGGAUAUAAAAUAUGCUCUCUUAUAUUAACCCUAUGGAAAUUAAAAACAAUAUAAAAUCAUUGCCAAAUAGGAAGUCACUUGGGGUGUGGCACGAUGGUAUUUUUUAUAAGUUAAAACGUGCAAACAUCCCAAAAUAUAUUGAACACAUUUUAAAAUCUUUUCUUACUGACAGAUGCUUUGUUGUUAGAAUAAACGAGGCACAAUUAUCAUGUAGACCUAUUCAAACUGGAGUUCCUCAGGCGGUAUCUUGUUUAAUUUUUUUAUCCCUGACAUUCCUUAAUUCACGAAUACAAACAUCGCCCUAUUUGCAGAUGAUACUGCCAUCUACUGUGGAACUUCGGAUACUCAAACAAUUACAGCUGUUUUUCAAAAAUAUCGCCAAGAAAUUUUUCUUUGGUGCCAAAAAUGAAGAAUACUCAUCAACCUAUCAAAAAGCUAAGCAGUACUCUUUUCCUUACGAAGAUCACAGACUCCUCAACCAGUUAAAUUUGACAAUGUGCCAAUAUCAAGGAAAUCAUUGGUAAAGUGCCUAGACAUUAUCCUUGAUAAGAAACUCAAUUGGUGACAACAACUUUCGGCCAAAUUUCAGCAAGCAUACUAACGCUUAGUUAUUCUCUUCCUAAUAAUUAUUUGAAAAUCUACUAAAAGCAAAACAUGCUCUCUUAUGAUUUACAUGCAAGUUUUAAGACCUAUAUUGUUAUACGCUUGCUGUAUUUGGGAUAGUUGCGCUAAAAGUCAUUUAAAUAAAUUACAAAUAUAAACAAAAUAAUUCGUAUAGUAACAGAUGCUCCCUGAUUUGUACGCAACACAGCGCUGCACAAAGACUUGAAAACCCCCACAAUCGAUGAACACAUAAAGUUAAUAACAUAUUUUUUUUAUUCACUUGCUAAUUUAAACGGAGCCAUUCAUUACAACUUACACGUAAGCCCUUGAAAAACAUUCCGACUCAAGAGGUAGACUCCAUGACCGCAGAAAGCGAUAUCCACCAUCAGCUACUGCUUUGGACGAAUAAAACAUGUCCAGACUAAUCGUCUAAUUAUAACUUUAUUUUACUAUUGUAUCGUAAUUAUAUACAAAGUUGAAAACAAAAAUUCGUUUUUAGCAUUUCAGCGCACAAAAUGUAACAUUAUAUUAUUAUUUAACACAUUAAUUCCAAAAUCAAAAUUUCCGAAGGAUGCCGUAAAUUGUUCGCUAAACUGCAGAUCGUCGUACCCUCAUUUGCACGACUAACUAAAACAUCUUCUUAUAAUGCACAAACAUUGUGAAGUUUUGGUUGAAAUUUAAGUGUAUACGCAAAUUAAAAAUUAAAAGAGGGGAAUAUUUUCGAGUGCUGUGCGUAGUUUUUUUUUUUAUAAAGCUAUUUAUCUGUAGCUAUUUUGUAUAAACAUGUCUUAGAAACAAGCAACGUUCAGACCUCGGAAAUAUAUUCUUUAAAUUUUGUACUGGUGUUUAAACUCUUAUUUCAACCUAAAUGCCACAAUUUAUAUUCUGAAUAACGAGAUUUUGUUAACGUUGCCCGUCGCACGUCGGUUAGACUAAAACAGUAAACGUGGAUAUAGUUUAUAGUAAAAAAUCACUGGACUUUAUUAGACCACCAAUACCAUAAUAAUUAUAUUCAUUUGAAAAUUCUCGUUAUGCAUACGAAAGUAUGGUUAGUUAUAAUUUUUGGUUUGAUUAAUUCCAUUAAUGAUAAUAUUAUAUUGAUAAGAUAUAUAUUAUUAUUAUAGAUGUCAUUGGAGUAGGUUAGUACUAAUUUGUAAAAAAAUAUAUUUAUAUAAUAAUAAUAAAAAAAAAUGUAGAAGUUAUUAAUAAUUUUCUCUGUAUCGCAAUCGUUUAAUAAAACAAAUUAUACAACAUAACUAACCGACGUUGACGAGUGCCGGCCAAAAAGAAAAAUUACGCAAUUUUCCUGUUUACCAUUUUCAUAAUCGUGUAUUCGUGUUCGAAGUGAAUACAAUUUAUUGCAUAAUUAAGUAAGUAGUGUUCUAUGACACAGCAAAAUUCUACAUAAAACCAAACAAUUUGGCCUCUCUGAUUUGGCUACUUUUUUAAAAAAAAUUGUUUUAUUUUUCGUAUUUUUUUUAAAAUAAAAACAGAAAUUUAGUUAUAUGUUAGAUUCCGAGCGUAGCGAUGGAGCUAUUGGUUUUACUGAGAUGUUUUUUUUCUUAUAGUCUGUGAACUAUAACUAAACUUAAAUACCAUUCUUAUACUCCAUACACAAAUUCAUAUAGAAAUAAUGUUGAAAUACGAAUAUUAGUACAACAGUUGGAUGCAUAUCCAUAUCUUCACGAAACCUUUAUUUACAUCGAGGGGACAAUAACAGAACACUAAUUAAAAAACUAAAAAACUAAAAAUAGUAUCGAAGCUGGAAAAACCAAGAUACUUGAUAAUAGGUUUACGGAAAAAAGCUGAAGAUUAGAGUAAAUUUGAACAUUGUAAUUUAAAAAAUGUGAAAAUAUAUUUGAAUUCCAACAUGUACCUGUAUAACGAUUUGAAUUUAGAUUUUAGUAAAAAAACUAUUCAUUAUUAUACAAUAUGUACAUGGCAUUCUAAGGGUCUUAUUAUGAAAAAGAGGUGUGCAGUCCAAUAUUAAGUGCUACACAGUUUUUAGAAAAAGAUCCAACUAUUGUUAUCGAUACUUAAAAAAAAAAUUUCGAUUCAGCCACAGCUUCAGUCGAUGUCAGUUUACCUCGGUAAAUUUAAAAGGUGUAACAGUUUAAUGUAUUUUAAUUAAUGAUUGUGUUGUAAAAUAUAUAGUAUUAACUAGAGAAGUAAGAAAACAUGUAUAAUAGUAUUUAAGAAAAACCUAUAUAAAUAUCGUAUAAAAUAAAAUUGUAUUGUUUUGUAAAUAUUAACAAAAUAAAAUAUAAAAAUAUAACUAAAUAUCUGUUUUUAUUUAUAAAAAAAAAAUAUUUUAAAAAAUAACCAUAUCAGAGAGGCCAAAUUUUUCGGCGUUUUGCUGCGGCAUAAAACAUACAAAUUUAAACUACUUAAGCAUAUUAAUAUUAUAUAGGUUUAAUGUAAAUAGUAUAGAAUUAUAGUUAAUCAAAUAUAUAUCAUAUAAUAUGUGGUUUAAAUAAAACGAUACUUUUUAUAAUUAAUUUUUCCCACCGUGUUAUGCAAACUGUAAUGCGAUCUGUUUUAUAUUUUCUUUUAGAAAAUAAAAUAUGUUUUAUAAUUUACGAACGCAAGCUAAUUGCAUUUCACUUUGUUUUAAAAAUUGACUUCGUCGUAGGUGUUUUUAAUUAUUUACGAUCACAUUUAUAACUUGGCAUGCAGAUUUGUAAUUUUAAAUUUAAAAUCGAGGUGUUUGAGUUUUAUAAACUCGUUCUACAUAUUGUACUAAAAUGAAAAACUGGUUGAAUAAUUUUGAGUAAAUUUUUAAAACUUUCGGAACAAUAAAGUUUAAAUGUUGAUAUAAAAUAUGAACUAUUUAAUACAUUUUUUAUUCGUUUUAAGAGAACCAAAUACCAACAAUAUCCUUAUGUAUUAGUUUUACUAUAUUGUAAGAUUUUACCUUUUCUUUCUCUGAGCGCAGUGAGGGAUGUAUUUAUUUAACAAUAAUGUGUGUCACUAUUUCUGUUAUAGCAAAUUUUAAUUUAAUUGGUGUACUAAGAUCAUUUUUUGGAUUUUCUUUGUGUAGUUUGACUAUGACUUUUGGUAGAAUUUUAAUUCAAUUUUUCUGCGCAUGCUGAAAUAGCCGGCGCCAAAUAGACUUUGCACAUUAUUUUUUUUUUAAAUUAAUAAUCUAUAUAAAUAAAUAAAAUAAAAAGAAUUUGCUUGAAUAUUUUUCCAAAAAAGUUUCUAUUUUUAGAUUCUGAAUGGAGCGAAGAAGCUUGUGGUUUUAUUAAGAUGUUUAUUCUUUUUUCUGCAAACAAGUUUUCUACUAGAGAACUUGCUUCGAUUUUUACGUGUAGCACUUUUUCUGAAAGGGAAUCGGUGUGGAGAUGUACUUUAGGGAGGUCAUUUUUCGAUUUUCUCCAGAAUUUUCUCAGCAAAUGUGAAAACCAGGAAAAACAUGGGAUAACCGAAAAAAAACGUUGGAAAAACGGGAAUAUCGGUACAUUAAACAAAUAUUUUUAAUGAUAAUAUAUAAUGCCUAUUUAAUAACUAUACCAUAAUAUGACAUAUAUAUUGUUGACAAAGCAUCACUAUCAAUUGAACUCUGCUCAGAAUCAUUUUUCAUUAGCAAUAAUUAAUCGGUGUUAACAGAUAUACAUUAAAUUACCGUAUGACAAUGGUUGUACCCGUCCCCAUAAUCCUAGGACGUCUUUAUUAUUAUUAUUUAACUUAAAAAUCACAAAAUCACAUUGAUUUUUAAAAAUUAUAUUCAAAUGUUUUGUAUGAUACCAGCAGUAGUCAUGUUGGGGUAUAAUUAGUGUUAUCUAUCAGCGUAAUAAUACGACUGACUAGUACCUAGUUAUUUUAUACAUGCGUCAUACGAUUUUAACCGAGCCCUUAACGGUUUUCUCAUAAUAAAAGUGACAACAUUGUUUAUACUCCAGCCAGUGCUAUUACAUUAAAUAAAUUCCAAAAAUAGUUUUAAACAAUUCACAUAAUCCACUAAUUUUUUAAAAUUGAAAAUAAAUUAAUUUGAAUAUUUAUAAAAAAAAAAUAAACUUUAUAACAAAAUUAUUAUUUGAGUUGGUUACUUUCAAUAGAUUCGAGUUAAUUUCCAAGCCGAAAAAAUUAUAUUUACCUCCACGCGGAUAUAAUCCGGAAAUCGAAAAAGAAAAAACCCACACGAUAGCUUCUGUUAUAAUCAUACAAAAUGUUUACAUAAAGACUUAUAUACUUACAGAUUGAAUCGAUCUUUUGAUACGAAAUCGUGAUUUUCUUUGGACUUUGAACCACGAGUAGGUACGAUCACUAUAUAUACAAUUUCAACUAUUUUAACUACCAGUAUACGAAGACAGUUAAAAAUAAAAUUAAAAAAAAAAACGAAACGGAAAAUAACAACAGUACUUAUCUGUAUAAGAAGUAAUACCAACUUUUGCACUUUUAUCACUCACAGACUAUACAGUAUAUACGCGAAAUGUUGUAUUGUACGUCUAUAUACGACGAUUAGUAAGAGGUAGGUAGGUACCUCCUGACUUAAUAAAGUGUUACACACAUCUGAUAUAAAUAUAAUCGCGUGCGGAAUAAUUUACAGCCCGACUGGUGAAUAUAAUAUAUACGUAUUAUUAUUAUUAGUCAUGUAUACACAUAUACUAAUAAAUUGUAAUAAAUAACGGUUAUAACCUUGAUGUUUCAUUGUACUAAAUAUUUAUAAUAAUAUAAUAAAUAUUAUGAUGCGCGAUUGGAAUAUAUAAUGAAAAAAGGAACAAAUCCGCGUCAAAUAUAAUACUAAUAAGACAUUAAAUUACUUACAACCUAUAUAGGCACUUAACGUUAUUUUAGUAAACAUUUCAUUUAAAAAAAAAAAAAAAAAAAAAUAGAAAAACAGGCGUUUACAGUGUUUAAACAAACAAAUUUACUCCCUCUUUUUUAUGUUUUGCAUACUGGCUUAAUACCCCGGUGAUAUUUUAUUUGCCUGUAUAUAUACGCAAGACUAAUCCGGAUUUAUCUACUUGUAAUAAUUUAUGGGUACUUUAGUUUUAUUAUUUUUUCGUUUCAUAACAUGUUUAUAGAUAAAUCGAAAAAGUAUAGCUUUUUUUUUUCAUCAUUCGCAGAUUUAAAUCGAUAAUAACAUUUUUCUAUAUAAACAACUUCAAAUCGUAUGCAUCCGUGAACGAAACGAUAUGAAUUUUUCGAUAUUAUUUGACAUUUUACCGCGAGUUUUAAUAAUAUCAUAAUACAACUAUGAUAAUAAUAAUUUGAUAAAUCUCCAAUCGAAGGUAAGCGACAUUAUAAUACUAUAAUAUUGAUACUAGUAUUGGUUGGUCAUUUUUAAAAUUUUAUCGAUGAUAAAAUCGCCAAAAAAUACUUAACAAAAAAUUUAUUUGAAAUUUUGAAGUCCAGGAGAAGUAUGGAAGUACAGAAUUAUAGUGAUAUUUUCAUGGAAACUCUAAAAUCUUAUAAAAAUAAAAAACAUUUAAUGCUGAUUUUGACCAGAUCGACCUGAAAAAUAUUCAAAUAUAAAAAACAAAAAAAAAAACGCAUUCAUAUAAAAAAAGUCAUGAAAUUAAUGCAUUGUUAAUAUGCUCUAACCCGUUAAAUAUGCAAAAAUAUGCAAAAUAAGAUUUCGAAUUUAAUUUAUAAAUAACAUUAAACAAAAUUUCCACUGAAUCUAUUUUAUUACAUGUGUAUGAUGUACCAAAAAAAAACAUGAAUAUGUAUAUUCACAGUCCUGAUUAUUACAAUUUGGGUAUAUUUUGUUAAAAUAUAAUAGAAAACAAAAGUUGUUUUUGACUAAUACCCAAUAAAAUAUCAAAUAUAAUGGGUAUUAUUGUUUAUCUUUGUUGUUCAAAUACCUGAUAAUAAUUUUUUUUAAAUCGAAAUCGGUCGUAUUUAACACAAUCUUUUUUUUUUAUAAAAAUCUAUAGGUUAUAUUUCUAUAUUUAUUUAUUUGUUUUUAAGUUUUUAAACCUAAGUUAAGAACACCUUAUAUCCCUACUGUGUCUGUCCGCUACCGUACGUUUGGUACACAGUUAUGGCUUUUGUCUUUUUAAAUUGGUUAACAAGGAAACACCUGUUAUAUUAUUCGUAAAAUUAUUACAAAUUGUAAUUAUUCAUUUAAACAGUCCAUAAUACUAACCAAUAUUACGAAACAAAGGUAUCAAAAUAUAAGAACCUUCAGAAUUUCAAAAAUGUUCUGUCAACACUGGUAUAAAUUGGGGAGGAAGGAUGUUGAAUGGGCUUAGCCCCCUUAAAAACUCAGUGUAAAGUGUUUAAUGGUCAGUAGUCACUGGUCAUUACUCCAUAAUUAAUAAAUGUAUAGCUAAUGUAUAUAUAAUAAUUUGUGAUUAAAAUAUUAUAAAAGAUUAUUAUUAAAUUCGAUACAUUUUUAAAUUCGGAGCUGGUUUGAUAAUGAACAAUAUUUUAAAAUAUCAACCCCUUUUAUAUUAUGGACAAUUUCCGCUUAUGCCUAUCAAGUACCUAUUCAAAAAAUGAUCUAUUUAAUUUAUUUAGGUUUUUAUACAUAAGAAUUAUGUAUUAAUUUACCAAAUUUGUUCUAAAUUGAAUAUGCGUGUAAUCACAUAAUUAAAAUACUUUUAGAAGCCAUGAACUCUGGAUGUUUACAGAGUGGGUUUUCUUAAUUUGUUUUGCAUAAAUAUUUUUAAAUUUUAUAAAAUAUCAUAUUCUGCUGUGUGGGCACAAAGUUGCAGAAUAAGUAUCACGGAAAAGUUUUAAAACCCUUUCGAAUCGAUAAAUCAUUUAAAAAAUAAUCAGCAAAUUUAAUCUUGUGAACAUUACAAUGUAAUCCAUUACCUUACUGUUUCGUUUAUCGAGUAAAUAUUAAAAAAAAAAAUGUUUAAAUUAAAUUUCAGACAGUCAAUCUGUAUAGUUAUAGGUAUUUUUUUUUAUUUUUUACUUUUUCUCCUCUUACUGCUACAAUAAAAAAAAAAAAAACGGUUGGUUUUCAAAUGAUAGUCAUUAUUAUUUUUAAAUUUUAUACCGGGUGUAAAGAAAGUAUAUUAUCCAGUUUCUUAAAAAUUAUAACUCUAUUCAAUAUAAUAUAUUAUAAUAAUGAUGAAUACGAAUAUUACUUAUAUAGCUUUGAGGCUCGGAACACAGUUAAAUAAUAAACACCAUGUAUUAUUAUAUACGUGGGGGGCGAUAAAGUAUUUCCUGUAUAUCUCACCAAUCUGCUCUAAUACAGACUGUGAAAUAACGUUUGCGUAUACACUUGUGUCCAGAAAAAAGAAUAUUAUUAUUAUUUUAUUUUCUGUACGCCAAACGAUAUUUACAGAAUAUUUUGCAGAUUGUCCGAUACAAAAAAUACAAAGCCUUAAAGGUACAUGGUGCUAGGAUUAAUAGUUGGAAAAAAAAACAAUUGCCAAAAAAAAGUGGGAUCUUGAAAGAAAAUUCGCAUAAACGAGAGGGAAAUUUAACAGAUAAUUUGAGGAAGAAGAACAUUGCGUAGGAUAAACCCUAGCUGUGUUGAAGCUUUAUAUGUUAUAUCUUUAAUAUGGAUUAUGUCGUAGAUACAAAGUAAUAGUUAGAUGGAACCUAAGAUCACAAAUGGAACUAUUUACACGCGCUACAAGAGAAUAGAAUAAAUACAACUUGGAAUACAUACCCGACGAAAAAAUGUUUCGUUUUAAAAAACUAUACCUUUAAGUAUUAUUCAUAGUAUUUUAUUUUCUAGCUAAAAUUCCGGCAUUUUCCGUGCCUUUUGAACUAUAAUAUGGCUAAUAAUUAAAACGUCAUAUCGUCAACGGAAUUGAAGGCUUUUCGAAAAAUUUGAUUAAUUGUGUAAUGCAAUCCGUCGGCAGGCCUCGGGGUUAAGAAAACAAAGGUACAAUAUCAUAUAUCGUACGAUAACCUUAUAUAACCGAUACUCAUAUAGAAUUCAUCUGUAUUUUUCCAGCACAAGUGAAUACGAUUUUCGUCACUGUGUCGUAUUUUUUGACGUGGGAGAUGACGCUUUUUAAGAAAAUCACCUUUUCCAAAAACUUUUCUUUUAAAAACCAUAAACUUAGUCGAUUAAUGUUCAAAUUGCUUUUCAAAUGAUUUGAACUACUUAUAUAGUAAAAAAUAAGAAGAAAAAUAACUGUUGACUAGAAACAUUGACAUUAAUUUAAUUAUUUAACAGACUCGGCAAGCUACCGAGCAAAAUGUCCAAAAUUAAAUCGUUCAUAUUUUAGUUUUAUAGUUAAGAAUAAAUACUUUUUUUUUUUUUACCGAAACUAAUAUAUAAUACCUAUGUGUUCGUUAAAAAAUUUUCUCAAUUUGAUGUAAUACUGCGUGCACUGAAAUGUGUGCCAAAAAAUAUUCUCUUGAUUAAUAUUUCAAAAUUUCCCUCCUUAAAUGGACUUCGUAAUUUGGAGCUCUAGCUUUUAUUUUGCUAAACACGUCCAUGCCGAAGAUUGCAAAACAUUUCCUUUAAUGGUUACUAAAAUAUCGCCUUUUGCAGGGUGAACACGUACACGUUUAAAUAUAGCAUUAUAUUGUGAAAUUGCCAUUGUAGUGUUUAAGAAAAAUAUAUUUCUCAUAGUUGUGUAAUUUAUUAUUUAAAAAAAAAGUUUAAAUACGCUUAAAAAUAAAUCAGAUUCUUUGCCAGAAGCCGGUAAAAUAUAUGUAAUCUCGGUGAAUCGAAAUUUCUUAAUCCGACCUUGUCUAGCUGUGUUCACUUGCUUGUUCUCAUUGACGACUGUUAUUGGUUAUAGUUGUUGGUUUUACUUCGUCUAUUUUUUUUCUACCUAUGAAUCACUUCUACUAGAAAUAUUACUCCAGCGUAGUAUCUUUUCUGAACAUUUUUUUGAUUUUCCAAUGAGUUUUCGAAAUAAUCGAGAAAAAUCAAAAAUUUUCAAAACAUUUGUGUGAUUAUUGAGCUAUUUAUAGAAAUUUUAAUUUUGCUAGUUUUUUACGUAAUUUAUAUUUGGUAGGUACUUUAAAGAUACAAUUUUUAGACUGCUUAACAGAAAUGUUUGAACAUUUGAUAGAACGUUCAUUAUAAGUUUUACUUGGUAGUAUCCUUACCUUCCCAACCUUCUCCAAGAAAUGUAUUGGUUUGACAAUGAUGUUUAUUUUUUUUUUUGUACCUGUGAAAGUGUGAAUAACUUUUCUACCAACAAUUUUGUUUCAAUUUUCAAGUGUUACCCUUUAUAUGAAAGAAAGGAUUGGAGAGAUACUUUAAGGAGAUCAUUUUUUGAUUUUUCUAAGAGGUUUCAUAAUAAAUGGGAAAGACCGGAAAAGAACGUAGGAAAGACAGAAAUGUACUAUUUUUAAAUCGUAAAUAUUAUGGCCUUUUAAAACAAGUACAACCAAACUCCGCUCAAAAUCGUUUUGCGAUAGUAAUUAUUAAUCAUUGCGUACAGAUAUACAUUAAAUUUAUCCUCUUCCUUCCAAACUUCUCCCCUACAAUAGUGACCCACUCAUCAUGCGAAGUAUGUCCUGUGUCCGUUUUUUAAUAACUACCAAAUAAUACACGAAGCCCAUAAAGUAUUAAUAUCCCUCUUUUUAUGUUUCUGUUUCGUCCUAGCUACACACUGUUUUUACCUACUCACCAAAAUAAAUCAUAACUAAUACUGUAGCUAGGGAGCAUUGGGGGAGCUAGGGAGCACCCCAAUUUUUUUUUUGUUUUUGGUUAUUUUAGUUAUUUUGGUGUAUUUAUUGUUCUAAAAAAAUAAUAAGUUUUAAUAAAAAUUAUUAGUGCCCCUCCGAAUUUUUUUCUUGGCUAGUCAUAACAAUCCCUUGUUUGUUUCAAACACACCUCGCUUUAAAUGAAAAAAAUGUGUCAUUCUAUUUUAUAAUUUCCCGACAUUUCUUUCUUAGUAGUCACUAUAUUUUGUACUGUAUAGUACUAUAGUUGAAAUAGUCAAACAGAUAUUCGUUUAAGAUGCAAUGUAUCGUUUAUUUGUACAAAUCUCGAGCAAAAUUUGCGAUGAUUGAUGUAUUCAAAAUAAAUCUUUAAUAAUAUUUAAACAAAAUUGAUUAUUUCUUUAAAAUUACUAUUCGUCUACAAAGAAAAUAUUACGUUAAAAUAAUAUUACGCGCCUUGAUUUAUUCAAAUGCAUUUAUAUAAACAUAUAUGUAAUUUAUGUAAGUACUUGAUGAAAUUCUAUAAUAUAAUAUGCUAUACUGCUAUAAGUAUUGUUUCUAAAACUCUGUUACAACUUAUCACAUAAUAUUUUGGAUUCUUAGCAGAACAUAUAGAUAUAAGAACUAUUAUUAUGCAUUAAUGCAUGUAAUUAAUUUUUUUACAAAAAACCGUUUUUGGUUAGUGAAAAUGUGAAGAAUAUUUAUCAAUAUUUAGAGAUUUAUUGAAUUAUCAGUGAGUUAUCAGUUAUUUAGUAAAUCUGUUGAUAGAGUUGGAAUUCGACUGUUUUUGAGAGAACGUACUCGUUUUUUGUCUAUAAUAUUACACCGGUAUAAAUAUUAAUAACCUAGUGAUGUAAUACAAAAUUGGUAUUAAUUGUAUUCUUCUUUGUUUUGCUCCGGGAUAAAAUAUUCUCCACUAUACCACCUCUAAACUUUAAUUUGGACCGUUAUAAUCCGGAAAAGCCGAGAAAAUCUGUUUCCGGGCUUUUUAACACAUUACACUAAAAUCACAAAAAUAAAAAAAAAUUUCCAAAUAUAAUAUUUAAUACCUAGUUUUAUACCGAGAUUAUUAAAAUUCUCGGUAGCUAGGGGACAAUAAUAUUAUAAUAAUACUUCAGGUGACGCAUUGAUUCAUUUUUUUUUUUUUAUUUUUAUGUAUACAUUUUAUAUUUAUAUAUUUAUUUACUUUAUUUAUUUACGAGUAUUAACCAUUUUAAUAAUUUUGUUUUUAUUUUAUUAUAUUAUUAUAAUACACGUUUUAAUACCUCAAUAAACCGUUUUUUCUUCAUCCGUAACGAUUUCUAAACGAGUCAAAUUUGUUUUUUGCUGGUUUUUAAACAAUACAAUUUAUAAUUUUUUUUUAAUUAUUAAUCGUAGGCUCUGGUGAACAUCAAAGCCAAAUAAAGAAUUUGGUAGUUUCUUUGUACCAGAGUUAACAUAGACAUUUUGACAUUCAAGGAUUGGUCGUAACACCUAAGUCUGAUGAUGACUAUUUGAUUUAGUAUAUCUAUACUCGAAUAUAUAUAUAUUUUUUUUAUUGAUAAACACAGUUUAUUGAUUUUUCCUAUAGCUAAAUUAAAAUCAAAUUACGUUAUAUUCGUAGAUUUAGUGUUACACAAUGUAAUAAUAUUAUUAACAACAAUUGAGCAAUGUAUCAUUUUUAAAUGGAGAAAAUUAAAUUUUGACACAAUAAUAUUACAUUAUGGUAUAUUAAACUUAAAUGCUUACUCAGUUCAAUACACUUAUAUAAAUAGUUAUACCUACAUACAAUUUGGGACAUUAUAUUAUUAUUAUUUAUUAUUACAGUUGGCGCCGUGCACUUUCCGCUCAACCUCUUUUUCGUGCUAUUUCCGCCCGUUAUCGUAAUUUUUAGCUGCUGAAAUAAUAUAUAAUAAGGCAGACAAUUCGCUUAAAAUUUAAAAUUAUAUAAAUGGUAUAAACUUUUAAAUUAUUAUAGUUUUGAUUCUGAUUUCUGAACAAACGAUAAAUGAUAGCUUUAUAUAAUUAUAAAUUUCAUGUAAUUGUAUACAUAUGGAUUUCCAUCAUAUAAUUAAUACAAUAAAUCGAAUUCAUUAAUGUAAGGCUUAAUCUUUGAGUACCUACGUGCAAAUAAAAUAAAAAAAAUGUAUAUACAUUUCUAUCAACGUAUCAAAACAAUAAAUUAAAAUUUCGAAAAAGACAAAACUUUAAAAAAAUGUUUAUUAAAUUUAUCGUUUGUUAAAAAUUAAAUUAUACUUGACUAUUAUAAAACAUGUAUAAUUCGUAAGUUAAGUAUUAAGUUAUAAUAAUAAAUUUAUAAUUACCUACACAUAAUACAAUAUUUUAAUAAAUUAAUUAUUCAUUAAUUUUUAAUAGUAAAUUUUGAGCGAAUAGUUUACCUUGUAUAAUUUCAGCUGGUAAAAUUACCAUGACUGAUGGAAAUUGCACGAAAAAGAGGUUGAGCGGGAAGUGCACUUCACCUUACAGUGUGCACUUUUUAAAAAGCAAAAUUUAUUUAAAUAACACAAUUCAGUGUUUCAAUAGCGUAUUUAAGAAGAGAGAUUAGGCAGAUAUAUCUCCCCCUUUACCUUUUUCUUAAGUAUUUAUUAUUAAUAUAACUACUUCUUUUAUUAAUUAAAAUAGUUUUACAUUUUAGAUAAUCAAAAAUCAAAAACGUGUAGGUAACAAGUUAAUAUAUGAAGAAAAAAACAUAUAGAAGGUAUACAUUCUCUUGUUAAAAACUAAACCUAUUCGAACUACUAUAAUAUGAAGAUUAAAAUAGUACAUUAAAUAAUAAUAAUAAUUUCUAAUAGCUACCCAUAGUUAUUAAGAGGUUAGAAUAUUAAAUAAACCUAUAUCAAUUACUAAUACCAAUAGUUAUUUAUGUCAAUAAUAAACGUAGUUUAAACUUUUAAUUGUUAUUAGUUUAAAUUUAAAUUACUUACAAAAAUUAUUGCGAAAAAGCUGGGAAUUGCUGUUGCUGGAAUGUCGGAAAAAUGGGAUUCAUAAAGUUAUUUAAUUUAUAUAUGUACAAAUCGAUAAGCUAUUGCUAACGAAAAACGAUUCCGAGUUCGGUUAAACAUACAUGUUUGAAAUGUCGUAAUUUUAAUGAUUUUCGUCAAAAUUUGAACUUAAAAUACCUAUAAAUAGCUCAAAAAUUACCAAAAUGUUUUAACAUUUUAUCACGUCUAGAAAAGGCUAAUAUAAGUAUUUCAGGCCUUUACAUUUUAGAUUCUGACUAGAGCGAGGAAUGUAUUGGUUUUACAGUGAUGUUUAUUUUUUUUCUGUGAACAACUUUUCUACCUAUAAUUUUGCUCUGAUUUACAAUGAUAGCACUUUUUCUGAAAAGAAAUAUGACUGGAGUGUACUUUGGGAAGAUAAAUUUUUGAUUUUCUCAGGAGUUCCCCAAAAAACGGGAAAAUGUACAAAAUACAUUAGUAAAAUAUUACGGUUUUAUUUUUCUGUAGACAACUUUUCAUCCAGUAAUUUUGAUCUGAUUUACAAUGAUAGCAGUUUUUCUAAAAAGAAAUAAGACUGAGGAAGUACUUUAGAGAGAUCAUUUUUCGAUUUUUCUAAGAGUUUUCCCAGCAAAUGUGAAAAACCGGGAAUACAUGGGAAAAACGCAGUAAAAACAGGAAAAUCGGUUCAAUAUUAAACAAAUAUUAUUAAAGAAAAUGUAUAAUGCCUAUUUAAUUAUUUUACCAUAAUAUGACAUAUUGACAUAUUUAUUGUUGAUAAAGCAACACUAUCAACUGAACUGCGCUCAGAAUCAUUAUUUCAUUAGGAAUAGUUUAUUUUUGCUUACAGAUAUACAUUAAAUUGUCUAUAACAGUGACUACACCUGACCCCAUUAUCCUAGGACGUCUAUUUUUGAACAAGUUUUAAGUUCAAAAUUUAAAGGAAAUCGUAAAAACUACAGCGUUUUAAAACACAUUUAUCCGAAUUUCGGUCAGAUCUUAUUUUUCUUUUUGCUUUUAGCCUAGUUACAACACGUUAUAUAAUAUAAUAUAUGAUACAAUUUUUCCAAAUUUAACAUCUUCCUUCUUGGCAAAAACCUAAAUACGUCACACAUCGUGUGUUUGUAGUUUUCCAUAAUGUAACGCAACAAUUGAUAAAUAAAUGCAUAUUAUGAAAUAAAAUCAAAUAUAUUGUGAUGGUAUUUUUUCCUGUAGGUACUUUCAAGUGCCUAUGAAUAUAAUAUUAAUAUUGUAUUAUGUAAGGUGCUAAUAAAUUAAUAUAUUUAUUAAUAUAAGUGCAAUUAAAAAAUUUGUUUAUUUUUGUGUUGUGUACGGUCGAUAUAAUAUAUGUUGCGUGCGAUUAAAAUUCACGUGUUCUGUUGGAGAUUUAACCAAAUUUAACAUUAAUUAUUGUAUAUACUCCAAAUAAAAUGAUAUAUCAUACCGCAUUGUUGUAGGUAUCAAUAUAAUUAACGAAAAGAUAAAAAUAAAACAAAUAAUAAAAAAAAAAAAAACCAUAAUAAUAUUAUACCUACAACAGUUAUUUGAAAAUAAAUUAUAAUAAACUCUUAACAACCGCUUAAGUCACUGCAGUAUACGAGAGUGUAUACAGUAUUGUGCGAUGCUCCGUGCGUUAAAACGACUCGCAAUAUUAUUAUUAUCGAAGACGUUUGUAGACGGCUUUUUUAAUAUCGUAUAACAAUAACAACAUAAUAUACGAGUACGCUGGACCGUUUAUUUUUUUUUAUUUUUCAUACGGCUUAUCUAAUAAAGUAUACCUACGUAUAACGGACGUAGGUUUCGUCGUUCAUUGGCUCAGUGUAUAGUCCAAUUUAAGGUGAUUAUUCAAUUUGUACUCGGGGGUUUUUUUUUUUUUGUGUUCACGCCGCGUCGUUAAUAUUGUACGUACGAUUGCCAAAUAUAAUAUUGUUAUCUAGUCGCGUACGGUCCGUGGACACUGCGCGACGUCGAACGAUUAUUUUUUUCCGUGAUACUUAUAAAAUUGAAAAACAUUUUAGUAAAAAAUAAAAAAAAAUAUUUAUAUAUAUAUAUAUAAACUAGACACCAAACAUGACUGUGGGAAAAACUGCGAAAAUUUCCUCGCCCUCAAUGAAGAGACGGAAAUCCGCUCUGGGCGAGGACGAUCUGGAACGCGAAACCAAAGCGUUGGCUUCAUUUUAUCCGAGCCCGCCGCCCGUCGACUUUGUCCAGAGUACAGUAAGUCGGCUAAUACACAUACAAUAAUAAAAUUGAUACAAACAUUAAAAAAAUAAUAUUACAAAUUAUUUUUCUGAAAGUCAAAUUUCACAUUAACUCCCCCAUCUGUUAUACUUAACUAAAAGAGUAAUAGUAUUCUUAAAAAUACAAUUUAUAAUAAUAGUUUUUAUCAGUGGUGUUUUGGAAAAUUAAUUUUUGCGUAUAUAAACUUUUAAAUGAUAUAUUAUGAUCAAAAAAAGGUUCUUGCUACGCACUAAAUGUGAAAAUAUUAAUCAUUUUUAGACUGCAUUCCAAAAUAUGUACUUUUUUCAUAAUUUGUUUUACUUUAGCCAUAUUAUUUUAGUUGUUUCUAAAUAUCACAUUAACUAUAGUCUUUAAAUUUUUGAUUUCCGUAAAUCCGUUAGCAAGAUAUCCACUUUUAAGUUUGGGUUGGAGAAGAGUAGUGGAGUAUCAUUUUUGAUUCUGUGGCUGCACGGUGCGCGGCGUGUAAAUAAUGCAUCAUUACUCUACUCCAACCCAAAUUUAAAAGUGGAAUAUCUCGUCAACGGAUUGAUGGAAAUUAAAAAUAUCAACACCAACAUUUAUUUUAACUAAUACUCCAUCUAUUUAUGGCAUUUUUAAUUUAGGUUGUCAUUUAAAAAUUAAAAGUAGGUAGGUUUUACCCCUAAUAAUAAGGGUGAUAAAAAAUAGCAUACAUAUAAAAUUGUAGAGCAGAUUGUUUCUCAAAUGUUCUAGAAAACAAAUUCCGGAAAAAAUUAAUACUUUCCGAGAUAAUGAGUGUACCCAUUUAAAUGGAUCACCUGAUGGCUGGUACUAACCCUAUAACUACAAAUUAUAUAACUUAUUCAUAAUUUUACAAUGAAAUUAUAAAACUUAAAAUAGAUAUUUUAUAAUAUUGUAUAAUAAUAUUUACCCCAAACUCCUAGUGCAAACGACCAAACGUUUCGAUUGACGAUUAACCAUUGAUCAGGUAGAAUAUACCGUUAGAUUGGCUUAUCAAUUAUAAUUCUGCGCACGGACUAAAUAUAUGACGUACAUUUGUAUAUGAGUAUUAUAAUAUAAUUGUCAUUUUUCAUAGAUAAUAAAGAUUAAAAAUACAUUUUCCAUUAUCUAUGAUAAUUUUAUGUAUUCAAUUUGAAAACAAUCAGUUAUCUGAAAACAGUUUUUUUUAAAUAGAUGUUUUUUGCAACGGGCAAAACAAUGAUAAAAAUAAAUUAUUCAGUUAUCAUUAAUCAGUAUAAGCUCGUAUCUGCGUAUGAUCUAUUUUUCAAAAAGGUAUACUCCAUAAUAUGAUUGACAAAUACGAAUUAAAUAUACUUCGUAUACUCAAGUAUGUCCUACAAUAUACUGCUGGUUAUUAUACUUACGUUAAACAAAAAUACAAAUUCAAAGUUCGAGUUUUAACCUAACCUACCUUUAGUGUUUACUUCGGGAAAUCAAAUUCUAUAUAAUAAUCAUUAACUGUGACUAUUGGACGGUAUACACAUCUGAUAGUGUUUUACUUUUAUUUUUCUGACAUUUAUAAUAGGUAUGCACUGGACUGGUUAAAACUGCACUCUUCUGCAAUCUGUAAUGUAAUAUUAUUUACCAUACAAUUAUGGGAAUGUUUCAGAUUCGAAUCCGUUAUCGUAAGGUCUAUUGUAAUUCUAAAUGUACUUUUCUAUUUAUAAUAAUAAUAUGUGUUUUCUAAUAAUCUGUAAUAGUAUAUACAUAAGUUUCGCGUCGCCAUGUGGAAUAUGACCUGGUCAACAAAUACAUCACAGCAGAAACGGUUAUGCUGAUUAUGAUUUCAAAAACCUAGAUUCUUUUGUUGGUUUUUUUGUUGGAAAACCCUUCCGGUUAAUAAAAAUGCUCUAAAUUAUUCCAACUGUACCUAAAAAGAUACAAAUUUUUUGCCCAGUGAUAUUGAAAACGCUCUUAUUUUAAACUUUUCUAGAUUUUUACUAGAAUUUGGUUAUUGAUUUUACUAAGAUGUUUAUUUCUUUUUUCUUUUUUUUUCUUGUUCUAGGCUGUGUUUUUUUUAGUAAACUUGCUCCGAUUUUUACGUAUAGCAACUUUUCUGGAAGCUCAAGUUGUCUAGAUGGUACUUUAAAGAAGUCAUUUUUUGAUUGAUGAAUUCGGUUAUAAAUACACGUAGAGACUUUAAACUUGGUAAUAAUACUUAUAUUGGACUUACUUAGACGUGAUAAAAUUUCUGAAAUAAUCGGACGACUUUUUUUUUUAAUAAGUUUUUGAAAUCAAAUUUAAACAAAAAUCUAAAAAAAAUAAUAAUUACGGCACUUCAAAUUAUAUAUGACCGAACUGCGCUCGGAAUGUCUUUCGUCAAGCAAUGGUUUAUCAUUGCUUCAGAUAUAAAUGAAAUAACCUUAUGUAUCUUACCUUCUCAACUUCUCACCUACAACAGUGGCCACUCCCAUCCCCAGUAUCAGCUCUUUAUUAUUUUAUUACCAUUUAUCGUUUGGUUUUAUUCACACUCACACUUGCACACGAAAAUAGAAACUGGACUGGUCGUCACUCAUGCCGAACCGAUGACGCAGAAGAGAGACAUGAUGCUAAACAGUGUUACAUCAUAAUCUUUUUUUCGAUACUACACAAACGAAAAAGUAAACAAUUUCAUUUGCAAAGCUUUCUUAUAAAACUUUGAUUUUUAAUGAUUUAACAACUAUUGUUUAAAAAAUGUAGACUAGAGGAGUCGAGAGGGUAAUAAAUAGUAUUAUAUCCAUGUUCACAUACCCCACAACAAUUGUUUCUUAUACCUCCGGCCUGAUUUUCGAAUUACAUAUUAUAUCCGAUAAUGGUAUUUCGCAUAUAAUAUCAAAUUUUUUUAGAAGAGUGAUGUGUAUUCUCUUUUCCAAUCGGAAUUUAAAAAAAAAAAUGAGUUAGAAAAUCAAUCUCAUAUAUAUUAUAAUAUAAUGUUUGUAAACGUAUAUAUACGUAUAGUAUAUCGUAAUCAUCACACAAGAUCAUUAAACCGUUCCAAUAAAUUAAAACCAAAAAACAAAUUAACUCAAAAUCUUCGUAUAGGUAAUUGCUGGUCUGUGAUUAUUGUUAUCUACGAGAGAGAGACGACUUGAAAUAUCCAUAUCUCUGUAGAUUUCACUGAGUUCGCUCACAAGUGCACUGUACCUAUAGUUGUUAUAAAAUAAUAAUAUUCUAUUAUAGCUAUAUCAGCAAUUAGUGAAACGUUAUAAGAGCACACCCGAUCGCUAUACAUAAAAUAAAUUGUACACGAACUUAGAUAACAGUGCUUGACUUGAAGAACUUAUUAGUCUACGGAGCAUUCUGAUAUGAUAAAUACAAAAUUUGCAUUCCUAAAUAUAAUAAAAUUCCCGAACAAAAUUAAUAAUUUUAAUUAUAAAAUUAGAUUAGGGAUUAAAAUAUUCGGUCUUGGUGGAUAUUAUAAUUUAUGGUCGAGCUAAUAUCCGAAAUUAUUCUUAAUUCGUUUUAUAAUUUUUUAAUUUUAACUGACCAAAACCCAUAGUUUUAGGUGUGAAAAUAUGGAAAUUAAUUUCUAAACUCUGGAAUAAAUAUAUUAUUGCAUAUAGUUAUGUAUAGAUGUAUAGUUGUACUUUCCAUUGUGAUACAAUAAAAAAACAUAUUGUAAUAAAAAUAGAUAAAACCAGUGCAUAAUCGUGUUGAAAUACUAUAAAAAAAAAAUUUGCACAUAAAAAUUACGAAAUAAUUUAAAAGCAAUAUUAUAUUAAUCACGUUUAAUAUACGAUUUCAACUCAAAGGAAUUAAAUUUAAACGUAGUUAAAAACAUUUAUAAGGCACGUACUCAAAAGAAAUUAACCUCUUAAAAGUAGCGCAUUUUAUCUUCUGUUUCGUAAUAGGGAAUAUAACAAAAACAUGUUUUUGUAAUUCCAAUAGUUCUCAGACUUCGUUGGUUAUAUAAAACCAAUUGAUUUUAUUGCUAAAUAAAUAUUAAAAGUUGUACUAAAUGUCUAUAGAACAGCUUUUAAAAUCGAUUUUAAAAUAUUUAAAUAAAAAAUCAUAUCAAAUCGGCAGAUUAUGAGUUUAAAAAAAACUGCUUUAUAUAAAUAUUUAUUAAAGCUUCUUGUGUUUAUAUUGACGCUAAAAUCAAAUUAACGAGACCUGAGUACUAUUGGAAGUACACAAAAAAUGUUUUGCUUUGUUGUCCUUUUGAUGUUACAGGCAGGCGACGCAUUCAUUCAUUUAUUUAUUUUUUUAUGUAUACAUUUAUCUACUAUAUUUAUUUACUUUUUAAUAUAAAACACAUUGUAUAUACAAAUUUGUAUUAGUGUUUUUAUUAAUAUUUAAUAUUAAUCGACUAUAAUAAUUACUAUUCAAUGGACAAUUGGAUUACUAUGUGCUUAAAAUAUUUUCAGAAAAAUAUUCACAGUUCGGAUAUACAAUUAAUAAUAAACAUAGAAAAAACUAAACAUAUUUGUAAAUGAAAGGUACAGAGAAGAAAACAGAAAAACCACAAUUUUUUUCAAACUGAGAAAAACAUGUUUUUAAUUUAAAAACCUAACAAAUUUUUUUUUACAGAAUAAAACCAUGGGGACAAAUAUAGGAAUAACGGGAAAAUUGGUAUAAUAUUAAAUGGAUAUUAUUAAAAAAAAUAAAUAUAAUGCAUAUGUAAUUAUUUUACUAUAGUUUGACAUAAUAUAAUAUGUUGUUGACGAAGUAACACUAUUAACCAAACUCCUCUCAGAAUCGUUUUUCGUUAGCAAUGUUUAAUCGUUGCGUAUACAGAUAUGCAUUAAAUUUCCCCUCUACCAUCCCAGCUUCUCACCUAAAACAGUGAAAUAUGUUCGUACUUUUUUAACAUUAGAAUAUUGAAAAUUUAAUUUUUACUUGAAAGAAUAUAAAAUUAUGAUGGGUCGAUAAAUGAAAAUCAAAAGUUAGCAUUUACUUAUUUAUGGUAAAACGAACGAAGGUAAAUUGUUAAGAAUAUAGUAAAUGAUAAUUAUAAUAAUUAAUGUUAUUUAAAUGAUUUUGUGUUUUUUAAAAUUGACAAACGGAAAAAUUACAGAAAUUAACAAAAUGUUUGAGCAUUUUAAAACCAUCUUAGAUUAUUCAGGUUACAUUUUUUGGUAUUAAAUUAAAAAUAAACGGACAAAUCUAAUCAAUUUCUUAUUACAAAAUAUAUAUUUUUUAAAUAAAUUGUCAAUUAUAUUAUGUUAUAAAAAUUUUAUCACAAUAAUUUGUAAAAUGUAAAAAUCCGAUCAUUGAGACGGAUUAAAACUCAAAGUAAUGACUAUAUAUAUAAAUAGGGUAAUCAACAUAACGUAAAAAACUCAUUUUUUCGAAAAGUAUUCAUUUUUUUCAAAAUUUGUUUUUCAGACAUUUAAAAAAUAAGUAGCUGUAAAAUAUUACAUUUUGAUUAUUUUUGCAUCUGUAUUUUAAGCGGUAAAACUUCUACCUACUUUUGAUGUUCAAAUAACAACCUAUACUAAAAAUUCUAUAAAUAGACGGAGUAUUAGUUUAAAUACAUUUUGGUAUUGGCGUUAUUGAUUUUCGUCAAUCCAUUGAUGAGAUAUUAUACUUUUAUAAGUUUAGGUUGGGGGGAGAGUGGCGGAACACUAUUACAACGCCGCGUGCCGUAUCGAAACAAAAAUAAUGCUCCACAACUCUCCCCUCCCCCCCGCUGAUUCUUAAUAGAGGAAUAUUCCGUUAACGGAUUGACGGAAAUUAAAAAUUGCAAUACUAUAAUUGAUUUGGAUUAAUACUCCAUCUAUUUUCGGGGUUUUUAACAUAGAUUACUGUUUAAAAAUCAAAAGCAUGUAUUUGUUUAACCCUCUAAAAUAAGGAUGACAAGAACAAGAGUAAUAUAACAUUUUGGAGCUAGGUAUCUACUUAUUUUUUUAAUGAUUUUUUUCUCAAAUUCCAAAAAAAGUUAAUCUUGUAUCUUGAGUGUUUUAUGUUUAUUGAUCACCCUACAUUAUAUAUUAUAUAAAUAAUCGGUUUACUAUGUGUGCUUUUUUUUCUGUCUUUUUUUUACAGAAAGAAAUCUUGUUCCGAUGUAUAGAGUAUAGUAUAUUUUCUGAAAGGAAAUUUUGUUUAGUUGGGGUGUUAAAGAAGUAAUUUUUUGAUUUUCCAAAGGGCUUUCGAAAUAAUUGGGAAAAACUGAAAGAAAAUUAUAGGCAAUUUAUAGGCAUUUGAUAUUUUUAUAUAUAUUUUUAUUUGGUAGUUAUCUGUUACUAAAAUUAUAUGACUUAAGAGAAAUACUUGAAAAUUUAACACAAGGUACAUUAUAAAUAAUUAAAGCAGUAAACAGCUGCAAAUUUCACAGAAUUAAAAUCAGUUCAUCUACUAUUAUCGAUUCGAUAACUGUGUUUGAUAGCAUUUAUUUAUUUUACAGAAUCGAUUGGUAGCUAUCGGUUCAGUAAAGUUUCAACCCAGCAUUUUUAUGAAAAAUAUGAAGGUCUAAGUUUAUAAAACCAAAAUAUUUAAACUAACACAAAUGUUUAUAAUAGUGUGACAUACUAAAUACGAAUAAAGGUAUUUAUUACAUAUAUACUAAACACGUAACAAUAUUUUUUAUUCAGUGUUUUAAAUAUUAUUUUUCAUUGACUUUUGAACUAAUUUCAUAAUAAUUAAAACAUUAUAAUAUACUCACUGUUUUGCAAUUUGUGCUGGUUUAUGUUUUUAAUCGAGAUUUAAUUGAAUGAUUUUUUUAUUCAGUUUUUUAUAUGGAAUUCAUUAAGUUUAUAUUUGGUGAAUACAAAAAGUAUUAGUUUAUAUAAAUAGACUUUAUCGGUUUUUAAUGCAAUAAACAUGGGAUAUGCAUAAUUAAGGUAAAUGUAUUAUCAAAUACACACGUUAUUAGUAACAUAAUCUAUAUUGACUAUAUUAAUAUAGUAAUCGAUAUAAAGUAAAUGCUAUAAAGUAAUGAUAAAGAGUGCAGAGUUCACCUUUUUUCUUCACCUAUCGUCGUUCUCUUGUUUAUUAGCACUGUUUAUAUUAUAAACAUUUAUUAUUACAUCUUUUUCUUUCUUGAUAAUACGACACGCGACUGUAUAAGACCUGUACAGCAGUUCGUAUGUUAAUUUCUUUGAGUUUCGCGAUUUUCAGUCACAUACGACCCAGUGAACUUCGAUAAUUCGCACGCUACACAACAACUGAAUAAAAUAAUCUCAAAUCCACCGGCAUAGAUCCAUAAUUUAAUAUAGGUAAUUUAGUGUGAUAUUUAAAGUCGACGCGAUUUAACGAAUACAUAACAUAUAUUCUCGCCGUCGUCUAUUCUGUGCGCAAGAGACGACGAUGGUUCAAUAAUAUCAUAAAAGUAUUAAUAAAGCGGUAUUUUUUCUAUUUUUUUUUUUUUUUAUUAUUAUUAUGGAUCAGAUGUACGGACGUUACACAAAAGAAUUGGGAGAUUACGUCAAAGGAACACAAAACGUUCAAACGCCCGUCAUACACGGCAAUGUUAACGAAGACUUCACCAAGUACGGCGGGAAAAUCAGUUCGACUUUGGAAGUAGUAUGGCGCCAUUCGUUCGCCAAACUCAGCGAAGACUGGGUAUUUCUCACACUUUUGGGUUUGGUCAUGGCCGUACUCAGUUUCUUCAUGGACUACGGUAUAGACUUCACUAACGAAGGUCAGUAAAAUACUUUACUAAAUAUUAUAAAGUCUAUUGUGAAACCCGACGAGUAAUAUGUCCUAAAAACCUAAAGCACUCAUGUUUUUUGCAUACUUAAGUCGACGAAACUGAAUAAACUUGAGUCCUAAAUGUUGAUCCCGAUUCCCGUCCCUAACCCACAGCUUACUAUAAUACGAGUAUAUCUAGCAAAUUGUAUUCAAAUUAGAAUAUUAUUAUUUUAAAAUUUAAACUCAUGGGAUUAGGAACAGAUGUAGGAACAAGAUUUUUGUAUAAUUUUCACAAAACACAUUUUUAGCAACUUUCAAUCAGCUUAAAUAUUCAUAUAGUACUAAUAAUGGUAGUUAUAAAAUAUAUUGAUUUCGUUGGGUUCGAUAUAAUAAACCAGUCCAUAGUAUUUGGUAAUGUUAAAAUAUUUUAAUAGUAUUAAUAACCCAAUACUUAUGUUUGUAAAACCAAAAAAUGUUUAUUUAUUGUAUACUCGUAUAAAGUAUACUAAUACAUAAAUAUAUUAUGUAUUUCUUUAUUUAAAUAACAUUUUAAAUAAAUAUAGAGAUAUAGAUAAAACAUAUGUUUCUUUUAUUAAUUUAUGCUUAGUUGCCGUAAUAAUUAUAAUAUAUUAAACGGCACUUAUAUUAUUUAUAAUGACUAAUAAUGUAUGCAAUGAUUAAUGAUUGCUAACGAAAAAUAAUUCUGAGCGAAGUUUGGUUAAUAGUGUUGCUUUGUCAACAAUAUAUAUUAUGUCAAACUAUAAUAAAAUAAUUACAUAUGCAUUAUAUAUUUUCUUUAAUAAAAUUUGUUUAAUAUUGUAUCUAUUUUUCGUUUUUUCCAUUUAUUGAAAAAUCUCCUGGAAAAAUCAAAAUAUGUCCUCCUUAAAGUACAACCCUAGUUAGAUUUUUUUUCAGAAAAAGUUCUAUUAUUGUAAAUCGGAGCAAAAUUAUUGCUAGUAGGAAAAUUGUUCACAACAUCAUUGUAAAAUCAAUAUAUUAUUAAUAGUGGUAAUAAUUAAUUAGUGGUAAUAUAUUAUUACCACUGCUCAGAAUCUAUAAGACAAGAUUACACUGUGUUAAAUGAUUUAUAAUAAUUGUGUUAUAUUAUCAUAUUGUGUUCUGUAGGAAGAAUAUGGCUGUUCAAAGAUAUGAUGUUCAAUCAGUAUUUGCAGUACAUUUCAUGGGUGCUGUUACCCGUCAGCUUAAUAACGUUCGCGGCCGGAUUCGUGCACUUGGUUGCACCUCAAUCGAUAGGUACGUUUUAAUCAUUAGUUUUCCAGAAGAGUUUAACAAAAUCUUAUAAAAAUUUCGAUCUGUAUAUUAUUUUUCAUAGGUUCGGGAAUACCGGAGAUGAAAACGAUCUUAAGAGGCGUCGCGCUAAAAGAAUUCUUGACGCUGAGGACUUUAAUCGCCAAAGUAAUAGGUGUCACGGCUACUUUGGGUUCUGGGCUACCACUAGGCAAAGAGGUCAGUGUUCCUAUAUAUAUCACGGUUAUGGCGUAUUUUUUGGAGUAGCCGAGGGGACUAUAGCCUCUUCUCUCGAAAUUUCUAAGAAAUAAUGAUUUAAAUAAAAGUAACUUCAAUUCUAGGACUUUAUAACGGUAAUAUAGGUAUUUAUAAAAGAAAAGCUACUUAGCCCUCCCUGGGCAACAUUUUCUGGGUACGCGCCUAACUUAGAUAAUGUACUAGUGCCGAAAUACAAAAUAUUAAUUUGAAAACAUAUUUUCCAGGGUCCGUUUGUGCACAUUGCCAGCAUAACAGCCACGCUUCUGACAAAAAUGAUCACCUCGUUCAAAGGAAUCUACGAGAACGAAUCGAGAAAUACGGAAAUGUUGGCAGCGGCUUGUGCGGUCGGCGUGGCAAGUUGUUUCGGCGCUCCGAUCGGCGGCGUUCUGUUCAGCAUCGAAGUAACCACCGUGUACUUUGCUGUGAGAAAUUACUGGAGAGGUUUCUUUUCAGCCGUCUGCAGUGCAACUGUUUUUCGAUUACUGGCUGUCUGGUUCAACAAGGCAGGUUUGUAUACAUUAAUAUAAUCCUAUUCAUCUUCUUCUACACCCAAAGAAUGGUUGACAGUAAUUCUACGCUCUGCGAGCUUCUACAGUUCUACACUUUCAUUUUUUUAUUUACAAUCGAUAUCUUUUAUUAUCCAACCAAUCCAAUAUUGAGCUAAUACUGUUAUGACUAAGUCCAUGUAUCCAAAUGCAUUUUCUCGUUUUUAUAGAUAUGGUGAAAACUAGAUUUCUGGUUUCUUCAAAAAUUCAUAUUAAGCAUCUAAUAUUAUAAUAAAAUGUUUGAAUAUGUGUAUAUAAUUUUUGUCAUAUUUUAGAUACGGUAAAGGCUUUUUUUCCUACUCAUUUCACCAUGGAAUACCCGUUUGAUCCGCAAGAAUUGACGGUGUUUGCUCUACUCGGGUGAGUAACAGCUGCAGUCACGGCGAAUCAUUCCUUAUACUAUAAUAUAAUAUUGUACGUAUAAUAUAAUAAAUUAAAUAACUAUACCGGUUUUAGGGUUGCUUGUGGUAUUCUUGGAGCAGGUUAUGUGUGGGCCCACAGACAAUAUGUAUUGUUUAUGAGACAAAGUAAAAGAAUUAAUUCGUUCCUACAAAAGAAGUAAGUGAGUAUCACUCGAUCAAUUUUGUUGACACUCAAAGCUGGGAAAUAAUUUAUAACUGAUCUUUAACUGUGUUUUACGUUAUAAUAUAGCCGAUUUUUGUAUCCCAGUUUGAUCACGUUUCUCACAUUGACGUUAACAUUCCCUCCGGGCACUGGUAAAUAUAUUGCCGGAGAGUUAAACGUACACGAUCAAGUGAGAGUGACAUUAAAUAAUAAUAAACAAUAUUUAUAUAAUAUCGGCUAAAUUCCGUGUCAUUUUGUUCAAGUUAACUGGGCUAUUUAGUAAUUUCACGUGGACAAAAGAUGAGUUUACCAUAGAAGAAGCAGAAAUGAUGAACCAUUGGCGAACGGAAAACAGUAACGUUUUCAUAUGUCUAUCGGCUUACAUAGUUUAUACGGUAAUAAUAAAACAAAACGACUAAACUUACUGACAAGUAAUUGUCUUUCUCCUAUAAUUCAAGUUUAUUUUCAGUUUGUAUUUUCCAUAAUUGCAUCAACCAUUCCAAUACCAUCUGGUAGUUUCAUUCCUGUGUUCAAAACUGGAGCCGCAUUUGGUCGUAUCGUUGGCGAACUUAUGCACUAUUGGUUCCCGUUAGGUGUUAGGCAUGGGAAAUUCAUCACGCCCAUCAUACCAGGUAAAAAUAAUAAAUUUAAAACCAAUUGGAAAACUAUAAUUAGGCGAUUGCUAUAUAAUUCGGUAAUUUUUUUUUUCGUGUAAAUCCAGGAGGUUAUGCCGUAGUCGGAGCAGCCGCUUUUGCAGGAGCUGUCACACAUUCCAUAUCAGUGUCUGUGAUAGCUUUCGAAAUGACAGGCCAGAUCACUCAUAUUAUACCUGUCAUGGUAUCGUAUUUUUAUAUUUUCUUUGUAUUUAUCUUUAUUAUCUAUUAAAUAUACUGCAGUUCCUACAAAUAUGUUGUAUUUAUAAUUUAUUGUAGAUUGCUGUAUUAAUAUCAAACGCGGUGGCAGUGUUACUACAACCAUCGCUUUAUGACAGUAUAAUACUAAUAAAGAAUCUCCCCUACUUGCCGGAUCUUCUCCCGUCUAGCUCGGGUAUAAUAUUUAUAUUAUUUGAUUAACGAAAAACAUCAUACUGAAUUGUAAAAAUGUAUAAUACUUAGUGUACGUUUAGGUAUUUACAACGUGUACGUAGAAGAUUUCAUGGUCAGAGACGUCAAGUACAUUUGGUAUAAUAUGAGUUACAGAGACUUAAAAAGGGUUCUUCGAGAAAACAAAGUUCUAAGAGUUUUUCCUCUAGUUGAUAAACCGGGUAAGAUAAGAUAAGAUAAUAUUUGAUUAGCCGAGAAAAACAAUUUGUACAUUAAAAAUAUAUAUAUAUUACAUUAUUACAUAAUAUACCAAUCUAAUAAUAAUUAAAAAACAAUAGUGGCGUUAAAAUAUAAAUAGUAUUAAAACUAACAAUGAUAGAUUAAUAUUAAUAUAUUUAUAAUUAUACAAGUUAAAAUAAUUAUUAUAUUAAAUUUGGCCCAAUUCACCAUUGAGUAAAUACCUCGUAUCGGUAAAAUUAAAAAUAAUUUUAAAAAAAGAGCUGACACUGGAGACGGGUGUAGCCACUGUUGUGGGUAGUGGGGAAGAUAAGAUACAUAAAGUUAUUUUAUUUAUACUUGUAACUAACGUUAAAACAUUGAUAACGAAGAACGAUUCGGAGCGAAGUUCAGUUAUACAUGUUUUGUAAGGUCAUAAUAUUUACGAUUUUCGUCAAAAUAUGAUUUUAAAACUUAUAUAUAUAAAAAAAAAAGUACUGCAUUAAACUAAAUUUCUGUUUCUUAAUCACUAGGUACGACUUGCUUAUAAUGUACCUUCUGUCAAAUUUUUGAGUAUUUCUGUUAAGUCUAACAAUUCAUCUACUGAGUAUCUACUUAAAAAAAAAUUACGUAAAAAAAACUCGCAAAUCAAAAUGUCUUUAAAUAGCUCAAAAUUUCAUGUCUUUAUAAAUAUGUUAACCUGAUUUACAACAAAAACAAAAUUGAAAAUAAUAAAAACAUUGUUUUCGUAAAAUGUCCCGUUAUUUCUACGUUUUUUUUCGGUUAUGCGGAGUUAUUUAUAAAACUUCAGAUAAAAUAAAAUGAAAACCUUACUCAUGAACUAGAUUAAAAAUGAAAUAAAAAAGAUCUCGUGUCAUUUAUCCAUUGGAGUAAUAUUUGUGGUAGAAAACAUAAGUAUAACACAAUGAAAACGGCAACACCGUGGAUCGCCGUAAAUAUUUGCCGUUUUACCUAUAAUUUUCUUUCGGUUUUUUCCCAAUUAUUUCGAAAACACCUUGAAAAAUCAAUAAAUUACAUUUCUAAUGCACUAAUAAAACAAAAUUUCCUUUCAAAAAAUGUACUAUAUUCUAUACAUCGGAGCAACAUUUAUUUUCGAAAAGUUGUUCACAUACAGAAAAAAAAAAAAAUACAAAAAAAAACACAAUAGUAAAACACUAAAACCAAUAGACUCCUCGCUUCGCUCCGAAUCUGACAGAAAAGGAAAACAGUAUUAUGAGAAAAUAUAAUUUAAUAAUUACAAUAAUAAAUUAUAUUUGUUUUAGUAAUUUAUCCUAAAUAUAACGAUUGACUUGAAUUGUACUCUAAUGUGCUAAUUUUACAAGCUUUUCGUGAAAUAUUAAUAAUACAAAUUUUAAUGCGGUUUAUUAUUUUAUUUCAGACUCGAUGAUUUUACUAGGCUCGGUCCCUCGAAUCGAACUGAUAAAAUUGAUUGACAGACAAGUAGGUAAAGAAAGGCGGAUGCAAGUGGUUGCUAAAUGGCAAAAAGAAGCGCAAGAGAAAUUGGACGAAAUAGAAAGAAAACGAAGGGAACAUUAUAAAGAAAGGCGACCGUCUAGGUUCGAAGUCACGCCCGCUCCAGAUACCCUACAGAGGAGAUUAUCAAUAAGUACUCAGUCGCUUUCGACAAAUCCAGUAAUUAAGGUAAGAAUAAUAGCACAUCAUAAAAAAAAUCCCGAAUAAGCCAUGGAUAAUUAUAUUAUCCGGGAAUAUUUACCGAAAUUUUGAAAUUAUUAUGUUAAUCAAAGAUAAAUUGUACGUUAUUAAAAUUAUAUUUUGUUCACUUAGUUAGGAUAAAGAUUAUAAUGAUCUUCUUUGUUGAACUUUUAAUAUAUAUGGUGACCAAUACAGUAAUUUUUUGACUUUCUUUGUAGUUUUUUUAAUAAUUGAGCAAUACCGAAAAAAAAAACGUAGAAAAAACGGAAAAUUUUGCAAAAAUAAUACUUUUAUUAUUUUUAAGUUGGUCUUUUCGUUGUCAUUAAAGUUAAAAUAUUCGUAGGGAUUUUAUAUUUUGACUGAUAAUGAAUACUUACAUUUUCUAAAUGUGGUUUAAUUUUAAAAAUAUUUUAGUUAUUUUUGAGAUAUUUAUAGACAUUUUAAUUUUGCGAGCUUUUAAGUAAUUCUAUUUGGUAUGUACGCUGCAGAUAAAUUGUUGGGCUUAUUAGAAAUGCUUGAAAAUUUGAUAGGAUGUUUAUUAUAAGUCUUAAUUUAGUUUAAUGUAUUAUUAUUUUUUUUGUAAGUUUUAAAAUCAAAUUUUGACGAAAAUCGUAAAUAUUACGGCCUUUAAAAAGUUGUUUAACCAAAAUUCAUUCCGAAUUGUUUUUCGUUAUCAAUGAUAUUUAUUGUUGGUUAUAGGUAAAUAACUUUAUGUGUUCUACCUUCCCAAAUACCUACAAUAUUGGCCACACCCGUCCCCGGUAUCAGUUCUUUUUUCUUUUGUAUUUUUGUAGUUUUUCUUUGUGUAUGUAUUGUAAACAACUUUUCAAAAUGAAAUCUUGCCCCAAGGUAUAGAUCAUAGAACGUAGAACAUUUUCUGAAAAGAAAUUGUAUGUAUUUGAUAUAUUAGAGAGAUGAUUUUUCUUGUAUUUUCAUAAUAAUUAGGAAAACCCGGAAAAAAACGUAAAAUGAAAACUGACAAAUUUAUGGCGUUUCGAUCACAUUAUUUUUAAUGUUCACACGUUAUGUUUCUACCAGAAAUAAUGCUCUGUUAAAAAAAACCACAAUAGACUAUAGUUAUUGAGUUUUCAAUCUAGUUAGUAAGUGAAAAAAUGUUUUUUUUUUAUUUUCCGUGUGAUUUUUUUAACCGAAAAAUAAAUUUUCGAAUAAAACCUAAAAAUAACGUAGAAUGAACGGGGAAAUUUACGAAAAUAAUGCUUAUAUUUUUAUAAAUUUUUAUUUUUUUUUGUUGAAAUUCAGUUAAAACAUUCACAGAAAUUUGAAAUUCUGAUACAAAAUGUAUGGUUGCUUUUUCUAGACGUUCUCCUCCGAUCUAAAUUACCUAAACUCGUAUAGAAAUAAAAGUUUAAAAAAACAAUUUUUCGUGUCAUUCAAUUUUUGAUUAUAAUAAAUAAUCUCAUUUAAUAUAUAAAUUCAUAUUUUUUUUCUUAUUAAAUUAUGGAUUGAAUAGAAUUUGUAUUCUGCAAAUUUUUGAUGAUAGAAUUAUACAUUUUUUUCUUCAAUAUUUUAAUUUUCGAGAUAAUUGGAAAAAAAAAACUAAAAAAAAAACCUAUUCUGUUUAAAUUUUAUUAUUUUUUGGAAUAAAAAGUUGUUGAGUCCAAAUUUUCAUAAAAUUACUUGCUUAAGAUAAAGAUUAUACUAAAGACUUACAAUUAUAUAUAAUUAGUUGUUAAAGUUUUUGUGUAAAAAAACUCGUAAUUUCAUAAACACAAACACAAUACACAUCUGAAUUUACUAGAAAAAAAAACUGAAUCUAAAAUUGAUUUGACGGAAGUGUUAAUGUUUUAGAAGUACUUGCCAAAACUUUAGUGAUGAUUAAUUAUUAUAAUAAAUAGAUGAAUACACAUAUUCCAUAGUGUUAGGUUCACCCAAAUGCAUGGUUUUACUUGAACUAAUAUAAGAGAAAAAGAAACGACCACCGGAAUAAAAAUAAAUACUUUUAAAUUUUACGGUUUCAACCAUUUAAGUUAUUUGACAUUUAUUUAAUCACUUAAAAUACGACGUUCACAGGUACAACAGUACCCAUCACUGCAAAAGGGACAUCCAAAAAAGUCGAUUUUAAAAAAGACUCAUUCGUUUACACUGCACAAUUUGACGCCGAUGAUGUCUCCGUCGGCAACGCCAUAUUCAACGAUUACCGGAGCCGAGAGUCGGUAAGUGACAGCAAAAACCGAACAGAGAGGACGUUAUGUUUUUGUAAAAUAUUAUAAAAUAAUAAAGUUAUUGUACAAAAGCAAAAUAUAGUACUUAAAACGCUUAUUUUUGUGUCAAAAAAUGUAUUUUACAGGAAAAGUCUUGAAAAUGUAGGCAUUAUACUCCAUUAAAUACAUAUUUCGGCCGUGAGUGUCGUUUUUAAAUUCUGAAAAAUUAACCAAAGCGCUAAUAAUUAUACACAUAUUAUAUACAAAUUACCUAUAAUAUAACGUCCUCAUAUAUGACUAUAUUAUUAUUGCAAUAAUUCUGCAGUGAUGGUGUAUUCAAGGGUACGGGCAAGGUGUGUUAUUUCAGUAUUUUUUAGAGGUGUGCGAGGUGUCAAGCGGGUCAUUAUAAAUAUUUCACCCAUAAAAAUAUGCAUAUAUUUGUAUUAGAUACCUAUGUAUUUUAUCGUGAUUUUAAUUGUCUCAGUAGAUUAUGAAUCGCAAUAAACGUAAAUAGUAAAAAGCUAUUUAAAGUCUAAAAAAUAAUAAAUAAUUUAUACUUUGCCUGUGAAAACCAAUGAUUAAUGCACUCAAAUAUAAAAUAUUGAAGAUGAGAAAUAUUGCACAAUAAAAAAAAUAAAAGCACACAAUAUAUGUAUAUUAUUAUAUGUAACUUUUGCACGAAUAAACGCUCCAAUAAAAACAAAUGAAUUAUAUUUAUAUAAGAGAAUAUAGGUACUGGCAAUUUUUAAGUCUAGCAAAUUCAUAUACAGUUUUUUCUAAAUUAAUAUUAUUUACUUCUUCAUUUUCAAUAUUUAGCUGCAUAAGAUCAUUUAGCCUUUAAUCAUCGACCAUGAAAGUGCGUAAAUAUAAUUUUACAUUUUUAAGUAAUGAAAAAAUCCUUCGUUUUUGCGAUUGUAAUUAGUAAAGUUCAAUGUCUCUUUAAUAGCAACCCUUAAUCGUUUAAUCGCAAAGUUAUCCAACUUUUGACUGUGAAUAAGUUCCUUAUUUCUAUCUAUAUUCUGUAGGUAUCAGGUAUGUCUGGUAGAUCAUAAAAUACACGAUAGAUUCAUUGUUUACUCAAUUACACACAGGUUUAUUGACAGUAAAAUACCAAUAUUUUUAAUAUAAAAAUAUAAUUUAAUUUUAAUUAUAUAAAAAACGGUGCAUUAUUUAAGCAGGCUAACAGGGACUAUUUUAAAAGUAAAGGGUGCAACCGCACACCUUGCUCCUCCCAAAUGAUGCCCCUGGUACGAGUGAGGGUACGCAUAUUACGUUAACAAAAUAAAAACUUAGUGGCUUGUCCGAUUAAGUACUAUCUACAUAUAGUACAUGGUACAUUGGAACCAAAUCGAAUAACAAUAAAUACAAUUCAAAACCCUAUAUCGCCCCAUUAAAAUAAUUUCUCCAAUACACCACCGCCGCCGUCGCGUAAUAUUAUAAAAUAUAUUACUUGUAUUAUGAAACAUUAUUCGACUUAAGUUAAUGAAUCUGUAUCACGUUUCAGCAUAAGACUGGCGUUCGAAGCCAUUUUUCAUAAAUCAGCCACAUUGCGAGACGCCAACCCGGAACAGCAAAGCUUGACGGACGUGUGUGAUCUGCAGGACAAGAGCUGUUCAACGCAGAACGUACAAGUGUACAAAAAAGUUCAACUGGUAUGAUCAUUUGGAUUUCUGGUAGUGACAGAGUAGAUAAUGGGAAUUGGUAUUUCAUCUCUUUCUAAGUAUAGAUGUAUAGUACUAGAGAGUAGUUUAUAGAUUCUGAGCGGAGAGAGGAAUGUAUUGGUUUUACUAUGAUGUUUAUUUAUUUAUAUUUAUUUAUUUUUAUCUAAGAACAACUUUUCUACCUACAAUUUUACACGGAUUUUUGAGUAUAGCACUUUUUCUAAAAGGAAAUCUGACUGAUAUUUUAAAGAGAUAAUUGUUGAUUUUUCCAACUGUUUUCAUAAUAAAUAGGAAAAACCAAGAAAAAACUUAGGAAAAACGGGAAGAUUUACGAAAUGUAUUAAGUUUUCAAUUUUUUGUUUGGUUUUGUUUUGAUUCAGUUAAAAAUAUUUGUAGAGACAUUAUAGACAUUUUAAUUUUACGUAAUUUUUGUUUUGUAGGUACCAAUUUAUUUAUUUAUAUUAAUAUAAAUUAUUAUUAUAUUAUUUAUAAUAUUUAUUUAUUGUAAGACCAAACAGAAAUUCUAUAAAAUUAAUACGGGAGGUUCAUUAAAAGUCAUACUUUAACAUCAAAUUUUGAUGAAAUUCGUAAAUAUUAUACAGCCUAAUUUGUAAAUAUUACAAAGCAAUACUAUUAACAAAACUCCGCUCAGCAUCGUUUUUCAUUAGCAAUGGUUAAUCGUUGCGUACAUUAGAUAUACAUUGAAUUUCCUCUCUAUAUACCUUUCCAACUUCUCACCUACAGCAGUGAUCCAUCCAUCGUGCGAAGUAUAUCCGUAUCUUUUUUAAAUUUAAAAACCAAUUAUAAAUUACCUUAAGCUAUUUUUGGAUAAAAUCCUUGGUUCCUACACUAACAGAGUUAUGCAAUUUUGACCAUAGAAUGAAAAACAAUACUUCGAAAUUUAAUUUUAAAAUUGCAAUAAUUGAAAUUAUUUCUAUAUGGAGUUUUGCACUUAAAAGUUAGACUUUUAAGAUCAUUUUUUCCAAUAAUAUACCGUAGCUUUCAUUAUGUACAAAUUAAAUUACUCUAUAUAAUAUAUAUCCUAUCAUGCUUCAUUUUCAAGGCUGAGCAAGUUAAUGCUAUUUUUUAAAGAAAAAAUCAUAUUACAAAUUAAAAUACCUAAUAGAACAGUAUAUAAAUGGUCCGUGUCGUAUUAGCCUAGAGAGAGAAUCAUAGACAUGUCGCCAGAGGAACAAAACGACUGGGAACAAAAGCAAAUGGACAAGAUACUGGAAUUCGACUCAUGUCACAUCGAUCCGGCACCGUUCCAGCUGGUAGAGAGGACGUCAUUACUCAAGGUUCACUCGGUGUUCUCGCUGGUCGGUGUCAAUCACGCCUACGUCACGGCCAUAGGACGUCUGGUCGGCGUCGUCGGUCUGAAAGAGGCGAGUAUAUUAUAAUACAAUUUUGAAUAAUUAUAUAUAUAUAUAUACCCAAUUAGCGUAGGUAAGUUAGGUUAGAAACGAUGAUAAAACAUUAAAACGUUUAAAUCAGAAUUUAUUCGGUGAUCGGUUUCCUGUUGUUAUCAAAGAUACAAUCAUAGAUCUUAUAAGUUAUAAUCAAAAAAUGUUACAAUAUAUGUUCAACUCAUAUAAAUAGGUAUAGGUGUGAUUAUAUUUUUGAAAUACAUUUAUUUAUACAAUUUAUUGUUAACUUGAGAAUUGUCCCACGGCUCAUAAUAAAAAAAUUAGCCUCAAUUAGUACUUAUCUAUAAUUAUUAGCGAUAAUGAUAUAUGAUUGCAAAUGACACGAUUGCAGGCGGACGUUUUUUGGGAACACGAUUAUGAACGUUUUUACUUGCCUUUUUUCGUGCGGCGUUGUCAGAUUUGGUUUUUAUCAAUUAUACAAUAAAGCUUCCAUCGUAUAACGGUCACCAAAGGAAUCGGAAAUAGUGGCCGAUAUUUAGAGGUGACCGUCCUUUAGAGAUAUUUUAUAGAGGCAUAACGGGCGAAACCAUUUUAGGCGGUACGGCACGCGGCGUGUUAAUAAUGCACCACUACACUCCUCCAAUUCAAACUUAAAAGUGGAAUAUUAUCCCAUCAAUGGAUUGACGGAAAUUAAAAACUUCAACACUAGAAUUUAUUUUAACUAAUACUCCAUCUAUUUAUGGAAUUUUUAAUAUAGUUAGUCAUUUGAAAAUCAAAAGUAAGUAGUGGUUUUACCCCCAAAAAUAAGGAUUACAAAAAUAAUAUAAAUAUGAAAUUCUAAUGCAGCUUAUUUCUUAAAUGUUCUAGAAAACAAAUUCCGGAAAAAGUUAAUACUUUCUGCGAUAAUGAGUAUACUCACUUAAUUAGAUUACCUUGUUUAAAAGAGUCAUUUUAUCAUUUUCUUAAAUAAGAAUAAUAUAAGUAAUUAUUUAAUAAAUUAAAUAUCCUACGAUUUACAAUUUGUUGCGUCUUGAACACUGACUAUAUAGCAUGUUAUGCAUGGUACCACUUCUUGUUUUAUUCUCUAAGUAUAUAGUUUCUAACAGUCUAACCAAUAACCAAUGUUGCAUAAAAAUAAAUUUUAAAAUAUCUAAAUAAAGGUAUAAGAUAGUUCCAGAAACAGCUACUUAGACGAAGUUAAAAGAAACAUCACAUUAAAUUAUACAGAUAAAUAUAUAUACAAUCACGAAAAUUUAUUUAGAUUAAAAAAAAAAGAUAAUUUUAUUCAUUAACUGUCAUAAACCAAAGUAUCUCAACCAUUAAUUCAGAUAAAAAUGUAUCCGAUUUGAUACACUCCUAGAUUUCACAUAAAGGUUUUGCGAUUAACUUAGGAAUACACAAAUUAGGUACCUACACGUUUUACAUAUUACUUAUAUUAAAUAUAUAAAUUCCUAUUGAAAAAGAUUUAUCUAGAUUAUACAAUUAUUUAUCUUAGAUAACGGCUCAGGUAACUUAUUUGUCAUUUACCUGCAUAAGAUAAAAAAAAAACAAAUAUACUUAUUUAUAUAAAAAAAUAAUACUACCUAUGUUCAACCUAGCCGAAUUUUUAUUUCAUUUACAGUUGAGAAAAGCUAUAGAGGACACAAACUCGGGAACCAAGCUCGGACACCACAAGACGACCAGUUUCCGGAGCGCCGCAAUGGAAUCGCUACUGAGCAACAGACACACCGAAGACGACGAAAUAAACGUGUAACCGCCAUUUUUAAAACACGACGCACACACGUCGUAUUAUUGAGUUUAUAAUAUUUUAUUAUUUAUUAUUAUUAUUAUUAUUAUUAUUAUUAUUAUUAUAAUUGUAUGUACGCCUGUCGCCUGCGCGUGUACAUACUUAUAUCCUAAAAUUUUACUAUAGAUACUAAUAUAUUAUUAUUUAUAUUACUGAUCGCGUUAAUUUGGUCAUAUAUUUUAAAUAUCGACCUAGAAGAGAACAAAAUGUACUCAAUAUUGUUAUAAUUAUAAUUAUUAUUGUAAAAUGAUACCUAAUAUUAUUACUAUCAUUGUACGAUUGAACGGUAUUUUAGCUCGUUUAGCCCAACGUAUAAGACGUAUAAGUGUUAACAUUCAAAUUAUCUGUAUAAUUUAAAUGGUUGUUUUUUACAUUUUUUUUUUUUGUUGUUUGUUAUUACAUAAAAAUGAUUGAUAAGUUACGAAUACAUUACUAUUAUAGUUAAAUACAAAUUACAGAAAACUUGACUUAGAACGAAAAAAUUAGGAAAAAUAAUUAGAGGGAGGGCAGGGCCGACGAUACGAUUUUCUAGGUCCAGAGAUAAAAUUGCUUAUGAUGCGACCUUUUUAAAAAAACAAUCGACGUAAUGGG